Pelobates cultripes (western spadefoot toad) is the source of this 57291-nucleotide messenger RNA. Lineage: Eukaryota; Metazoa; Chordata; Amphibia; Anura; Pelobatidae. The record is from the annotation of a GenBank genome assembly.
GGGGAAGGGAGAAUACAGAAGGAGGGAGGAAGAGACAGAGAGCUAGAAAGGGAGGAGGAGUGAAGGGGAGUUCUGUAGGGACAGAGGAGGGGCCCUGACGUGAGAUACAGGGCAAGGAGCUUGCAAGAGCUUUUCUUCACGUCAUAUUAUUUCAUGGCAAGUGCUGGGGAGAGCAGGCAGACUCACAGCCAGUGGCUUUUACUCCUCUCCCUCCCCACCUCCUCCUCUCCCAUUGUAUAAUGCUUCUCGUUUCGAGCCAGGAAAAAGCACUGGCUUAAUCGUGCAGACAGAUCAACAUAUGGAGCUGGUGCUAGAUUAGGGGAACAGGGGUCGAUCCUGAUGUUUUAAACCUCAGGUGAAACUGCAUGUGGUAAGUUCCUGUGGGAUUUUUCCUUAUUUUCCUAUUGCCACUAACUCUUGUUUUAUUGUAUAUGAGCUGCAUGUCCUGUGUUCCAUGGCAGUGGGGAGCUCAGAACGUUGUGUAUGUCUGUCCUCCAGCGUUGGCAUGUCUUUAAUGGUUAUAGAUACUGUAUCACUGUAAAGUUCCAUCACUUGGAUUCAUCGCUACAUAGCGUGAAAGUAGUUUUAAGAAGUGUUAGGUUGGCCUCACUGGUUAAGAAGAGAUCGUUGCUUUCUUUUCUGCGAGCGAUGUUGUCAGUUUUAUUUAUUUUUGUUCCAUUACUGCUUCCUCACCCUCCUGUCUAGUUAUGUUAUCUCUGCCCACCCCUGUGUAUUAACUUCAGCUUGCCAUGUAGCUUUGAGCUUUAUUAUGUCAUGUGAACAUGCUGCGUUACAGCCACUGCAGGCGCUACCUGCUUCUAGAAAACGUGAUCGUGAAGCAGUUGUCACUUGGAGAGUAGCUGGAAAAUACAAUCAGAUUACAACCUAAGAAAGGCUCCAUGACACAACUUCACUGCUAGGUCCAGGAUAUUUUGUAACAGAUCCAGUAGUUUGGGCACUUUUCUUGAAGUUUGAAGACCACGAUCUUUCUAAUCUCCUGUCUACAGUUGCUCAUGUUUAACAUCUUUAAUGUCAUUUAUUGGGUGAUUAAAAUUUCAAAAAAUUUAAAAGUGUUAUUUCUGUCUUGUGGCUAAAAUGGAAGUAAAAACUUUUUUUUGUCGUUUUGCUAUUGCUGUAUCUCUGUGUCUACAAGUAAGUUAAGUGGGUGGGUAUAUGUGUUGAUGCCAGGGGAUGGGGGCGAGGAUUUCAUUUCUGAAUUGCAUGAUUUGAGCUGUCUGGCAUUGUCAGGGUUCAGUGUUGCACUUGCUGCAUUUUAACAUUAUUCUUGUUAGCAGUGAACACAGUAGCCCUGGCUUGUAAAUGGUGUAAUGGCCAGUGCUGGCAGUGCUGUGUGUUCUUUUCAGACUGUAGCAGGCAAACAGUGGGUAUCUGCAGUUGCAGACAGAUGGCCAAACUCAGUUUGCCUGGACCUUUUGUCUACAAGUAAAGAUUCUGGAAACAAUUGCAAGUGUGCAGGCUCACUUUAGAAUGGAUGUUUCAGCAGGAUUCCACCUCAGUAUGGCAGUAUCUCAGACACAAACAGACAGGUUCACAUUUGUGAUAUUGUUGAGAGAAAAUUGAUUGUGUAGUCCUAUAAAUCUACCCAAAUCUUCCUGUGGGGUUAAAGCCAAGGGUUAUAGGUCAGGCCCACACCCAGUCAUCUGUGUGAAAUUCAGGGUUUGUAUGGCAGCUUGUGUAUAUAUAAAAAUAUAUAUGUAAACAGACAUAAUAAGCAUUCAAUCAGCUGGCCAUUGUGGUAAAUUUACAAGAAAAUUGCAACAUAAAAUAAAUCAACAAUGGGGAAUAAGAGGUGGGGGUAGAAAGGGAUCUCCAAAUGAUCUACUUCUGUUAAUUGACUGUUGUGGCCGAAAUCGUGCGAUUACCUUGUCUAUUCAGCGCAAUUAAGCGUUUAUUAAGUAAAUUAUGUAGUGUCAUCCUUUCACUUGGUUUGCGGUACUAAAGAACAGAAGAAACUUUGCUCACAUGUGUCUAUUGCAACUAUGGCCCAAAUUAGCCCAAGCUAUUGUAGAACUAUUCCCAUGAUGCUUUGCCAGUAGUUCUACACAACCGCCUUGAAGUCAUCCCUGAUAUAAUGCUUUUAGCAUCAUCUUAAAAGUCUUGUGUGUGUAUAUAUAUAUAUAUUUCCCAUUUUAUUUUCCAUUUAGCCAAUAAAGCUUUCUUUACUUAGAACCAUUCAAAAUAUGGUGGUCAGUUGCAUCCAUUAAAAGAUUAUUAUAGAUAUUUUUUGUACUUUUAAAUAAUACAAUUACGCUUUGGUAUUGCUGAAAUUAGGAUAUUUGGCUGUUUCAUAUUUACAUCGUAUUGCACAAUCAGGGAUGCAUGUCUUCUGUUGUUUUUAUGAAAAACCACAGUACUUUAUUAAGUGUUUGCUCAAAAAUAAAUGUAAUUUGUGCUAUGAUAAGAGGCUUUGUCAGUCUUGCUGGCAAAUCACGAUGUGGGUUGUAGUUUUAAAACAGCUGUUGUUUUUUUGUUUACCUUCCUCUGUUCUACGGAAAAUCUCUGUGUACAGCAGUCAAGAAUGACAGACAGAAAAUGUUGUGUACGUUUUGGCCUAAUUCUGGCCUAUAAUUCAAUGAAAAUACAUAUAUUGCUUUGCCUCUUUGACUUGAUAGCUGGACAGCUUACAUUAUAUCUGAGUUUGUAAAUACAAGUGGCAUUGUCAAAAAUUUUCUCUUUGCUAUUUUUGAGGAUCUUUUUGAAUCAUAGCUAUAAUAUUCACUAGACAAUUUGUCUACUGAGAAACCACAACAACAGGUCUAUGGUAUCUCUAUAACCCUUGCACUGUUUCUUUGUGGGUUAGAGAGAUAGCAUAUCGACACCUUGGCUACUAGUAGUUGUGGGUCUUUGUUUAGUUUUUUUUACAAUUUUCAUUUUAGUUAAUAUUUUUAAAGCGCCAAAAUACUCAGUAUUUCUGUAUAACUGGUCAAAAACAGGCAAUAAAACGCAUAUUAAUACAAAAGCAGCAAGUAUCCCUGUCGUGGUCUUAAAAUCUUGCAAAGGCCCUAUUUGCAGCAUUUUGCCCUAAAUCCGAAAUAGUCAAGAAAGAAAAUUCUAAUUAUGCAGUGCUGUAUAAAUUUAGCAAGGGGUAAAUUUAUGAAUUUUUAGUUUUACAGACUUGCAAUGUAUAUUUUUAAAAAUAAACUUGUAAUUGGUUGAUUUGAUUACAUUUUCACAAAAUAAAUGUUUGUUCUGCUUUCGAAGAAAAUCCUAGUUUGCUUUCGCUUAGUUUAAAAAUUAUUUUAAGCUAUAAUUAAUAUCGUCACGUAGAUAUAAUUUCCUCAUAAGUCAAACUGUACCUUAAAUACUGGACGGAGAAGGAAGUUGUAAAUAGAUUUUUAAAAGGCUAAAGAUUUCAGAAGUUUUUAUGAAUCCCCAUUCAUUUCUGUAAAACUUUAAUGCUCAUUACUGGUGUAUCAGCAACACUGUAGGUUUUAUGAACAAUGCAGAUUUUUUUUCCUAUAAUUUAUAUUCAGCAAAAUGAAUAUUACAAACAUCAUUAUUACUAAGCCUUUUUUUUUUUACAGUAAACAACUAACUUUUAACUAAAGCAAGAAGAGUGUCAAUGCAUUAUGCAGCUGUGCGAGGUAGAUUAUUAUAUCAAAUAAAUAAACACUUUUGUGCCUAAAGGGGACAUUUCAUUUUCCAAGUUUUUCAUCAUGAUAGAAUCUUUGUAAAAAAAAAAUGAAGAUAUGUAAUUCUGGAAUUUUACUGAUAUUUCAACGUAUUCAGAGGUUAUACAUAUGGCUAGUGAAAAAACAACAAGGCAGGGGAAUGCCACAAUCAGCUGUCAGCUAACUAGGAUAAUAACAGCUGCCAUUAUAGACAUCUUCUGACGAUGCAAUAUAUACUUUUGACAUAGCUGCAUAUGGACUGGAAGGAUCAUUUGUGGGAGACCCUAUUGACAUGCGCUGUUUUGGGGGAACUUCCGUAGUCCACCAUUUUGUACUCUUGCUGCAGCUGCUUGACAGAGAACAGUGGAAUUGACAGAAUGUAGCAAAGAGCCUGUCUUAUGAGACAGUCAUAGAUGAGCUCUUGGACCAAAUGCAGGUUACAGAUUUGUUUCAGUCGCACAUUUUAACCACUCAAGUAACUGGCUGAUACCUCCAGAUCAAUGGUUUUCCGUCCAUUCCUCUAAGACACCCGUUAUUGCUUUUUUAUUAGAUAUUUCUGUCUGUAAGAUGCUUUGAGAACUGGAUUGGAGCUGUGGGAUCUAGUGCAUGGGUUGUGGUGGUUUAACAAAUAACAUGAAAGAUUUUGGCCCAAAUAACGUAACUGAAAAACUAAAAUUUCUUCUGAGGCUUAGUUGGAUAUCUUUCCCAAUUUCACUAUUGUUUUGGUUUGUAGACACUCAUCUAAACUUGCUCUUUAUUGAACAGUCCCUAAAUGCUUCAUAUGAAAUAGUAACGGUUCUUAUUACUUUGUUCCGUGUAUUGUAACACGACUGUGAGAGUGCUGCCACUUUGCUCUCUUUUGUGUCUGUUACCGCGCUGAGCUUUUUCCGUGCUUCUGAUUUUUGUACAUUUACCGGUCUUUCCUUUAAACUUAGUAUCACUGAACUUUUUAUUGGUAGUUUGAGCUCUGUCCUUUGUUUGUGCCCUGUUAGAUGGACUCUGUAGGAGUGCAUGUACCACAAAUACACACACACACACACGAAAAAAAUCAAGUCUUGUAAAAGGCUUCCUGGUGUGUUUUGAUCAUUCUUGCUUUAUUAGCAAAAUAGAGUUACUCAUCACGAUUCUCUUUGCUUUGUGCAAUUAUGUAAAAAAAUUAAAAAAGGUUAUUUACAUUUUCAAAAAUCUGUUCACAAAUGCACACAAUUCUGAUAGAGUUAGCACAAAGCUAAAUUUGAUGCUAUCUUGUUUUUUAAUUGGGCUGUUUAAGUCCAUUUAUAGGGGCGGAAAGUAUUAAACAUUGUAAACAUUGCAUGAGUUUUGUAGUGGAGAAAGUUGAUUCAGACUGUUAAGAUAAACUCAUAUUGCCAGACUUCUUCCCAGCGCUAGAUUAUCAGUGAAUCUCUAGAAAGCUUUGAGGAAUGGAAGCUGUCCGAUAAAAGUAAUCUUAUCUAAUCAGUAUUAAACCAAAACAAGUAGUGAACACUAGGCUGCUAUUGGGCAAUCUCAUCACUGGAGAAAGGGGCUAGUGAUCGAUGUUGAGGCGUGGAAUCCAUUUUGGCAUCACAUCUCUGCUCAGCAAUGCCUAGUCCACAUUACAACCAUUCAGCCAUUACUAUUUAAACAUGCAGUCAUUGCUUUCAAUUAUAAUUAACUAUUGGACAACACACCACUAGUGAUAAAUUAUUAUUAAAGAGUUACUCCAAUCACCAUGGUUAUGCCAGGAGUACCCUGGCCCAAUUCCCUGGUAAUAGGGCAAACCGUUAAACACUGAUUUGCCCCAUACCUAGACCACUGCCGAGCUCCGAGGCUUCCUUGUGGUUUGGGGAAGCACCUCUGGCUUCUGCAGAGCUGCAGGAGCCACUAUCGUUGCCAUUCAUUAGUUAAGAGCAUCAGCUGACCACGUUCAGCCAAUAGCUGACAUUCUCUGCAAUUAAAGUUGCACAGAAUUGACAGUAUUCUAGUGUUCCGGGCUGGCUGAUGACAACUCAGCGAUGUUACACCUCCAGCAGUUAAUGAGGUAAACUCCGUAUGUGCAGCAUUUCAUAGUGAAUUGCUACACAUACAGACCACAGGCACCAUAAGCACUUCAAAUCACUGAAGUGGUCAUGGUGUUUGCGUUCACCCUUUAAUAGAUAUUCUGUUCUGCUACAGCAAGGGCUCAAUGGUGUGUGUGUGUGUGUGUAUAUAUAUAUAUAUAUAUAUAUAUAUAUAUAUAUAUAUGGUGUUGGUAAAUAUUUAUUUAAUAGAACUUACUUGUCUUUAAAGUCACACGGCAAUUUGGAAAAUACCACAAACACUCCCAUCUGAAAGAGACCCCAAAAGACCCUGAAUGCAACAGAUUCUUGCAUGCCCAACACCUCUAAAGUUGUGAUUAUUCAUUAACUAACCAGGAAAUAAUUAGUACACCAUAGUCAUCUUCACAUUAAUUUCAGUGGGAAAUGUCUAAGCAAGCUUGCAAACAUGUGAACUAACACACACACAUGCUUAUUUUCAUGCAGCUGCCCAUUCACAUGACCGAGUGUGCGAGCAAGCCUCACUCAUUCCAAGGGGAAUUGCUGAGAUUGCAUAAUAGUGCAAAACUGUAUACAAAUUGGUUGUUCACUAAUUAUUCUUACCACACUAAAGGAAUGCCAGAAAGCAGACAGGUGAUAAGUGUAAAAUGCCCCCAAAAAACAAGCAGACCUUUUUUUCCACCUUCUUUAUGUAUGCACAUUUUGUUAGAAUGAGCAAAAAAAACAAUAGAUGCUUAUGCCAAGGUUCUCUGCAUCUAAGAUGGCAUUGUCUCUCUUGCCUUAAACACGUCAAUUUUUUAUUCAUCUUGUGAAGCAAUGCAUUAUUUUUAUUUCAGUCUAAUUUUCAGUUUAUUAAAUCACUUGCGGAAAUUGCUAUCAGCGAUUGAAUCUGAAGGAAUAUUUGGUUGAGAAGACCACCAGGUCUUUCAUUACAUAUGCACUAAGUGCAUGAUUUUCAUUUAUUUUUUUUGUAUUGAAUAUUUUUUCAUGUUUUAUAGUUUUCUGUCAUGACUUGGAGCUCGCCUUACAUUUGUGUAUGUUGCCUCUAUAUAUUUGUGAGCUGUAUUAUACAUAGACUUGUCCAUUUUAUAUUAGCUUUCCUAUUGUUAAUUAAAAAAAUAUAUAUUUUUGUUAUUCACGGUCUGGUGCAUCUCAUUCAUUCUCAUAAACGACCACCCAACACCGACAUCACUAUUGCAUUGUUAACUAAUAUAUCACGAUACAUUUAUGCAUAAAUUGAUGUCUGAAUCCAGGUGCCAAAGCCAACAUUUAGAAGCCAGACAAAUGCUAAUUAACAUUGUUAUCAGGAUUGCAGUAGAUGCUGAUUGCAGACUGCUCCUGAGCACUGCAAGAGAUAAUGUACUACAAGUGGUCUAGUGGUACAGGGAAUGGAGCAGCUAAGACAAAUAAACUGGCAUACUCUUCAUAAAGUAGCAGAAAAAGACUACUAGGGCUCUGAGUCAUAAAGGCGGCUAACAGUCUUUAGGGUGGCCAGACUACACUUAUACUUAUAUACAUUCCAUGGAUUCUUGAUUACAUCAUACAAUAGGAGGAACCUACUGGUGCAGUUAGACGGUCAUGUACCCCAAGAGAGGGCUCUAUUUAAUCUAUUGCUCUCAAAUAGCAUACAUAGCAUACAUAGGGAAUAGGUAUAACCUAUGCAUGCAGUGCGGUUCUGGUGCUGCCGCCAUUAAGUGUACUGGGCGAUAGAUAAGGGGACUCGUGAAGUCUGUCUUGCCAACUCUCACAAUAUAUAUCACUCACAGCUGUGUCAGAAUGUCAUCCUGAUUGGUGGAGAUCAAUAUGAGUAUGUGUGCAUGUGUGUUCUCUUUUGAUCUGUACGCCAAGAUACGUGUAUAUGUGGCUCACAGUAAUGUUUUUAAUUACUUACAAACUCCAUUAUUAUUCAUUGGCAAAGUUAUGAGUUCUGUAUUCUACAUUAUACCUAAUGUGUGUUUUUUGCAUUGAUAAUCAGUUUAUCAGGAGAUCCGUGUAUGAAUGUAUAUAUUAUUUUGUAUGUAACAGUGCAUUAAUCGAGGGAUGGGCUUUUGUAGAGCCACGCUCAUACCAUGGGCCUGCUGUGCAUAAGCCUGUUCAUCGCAAGUGGUAAAUAAAUAAUGGUUGCAGUGAUUUCUCUCGUCUCUGAGCACUGUUUUCUGUAUGCCGGACACAAGAAGAGAUGGCUCUCAUUGCAACAGUUCUUGGCAAAAAAAAGGAAUCAUAGCAUAGAAAGCCGUCUAGUUACAUGUUACAGAGUCCAAAGAUCAGCAGCUAAAAAGGAGCAAGGUCCAUUUAAAUAUAGACGGCCUGAUUGCAUUUCCUACAUUAAGUCUAGUGUACUGCAUUUCUAACUUGCCCAUACAUAACCCAUUCAAUACCAGAUGGCCCUAUAUUCCCUAAAACAGUGAGGUGCAAACUGAGACAGUCGUAUUUAACUACCCCGUUAAUUUAAUAGGUCAAUAAUAGUAGACAUACUUAUUGCAGUAGCUAUUUUCAACAUUCAUAUUGAAUAUCAGUUAUUUUAGAUACCUCUUUUUACAUUAUAAAAUGUAUUAAUACGUCUUUCUUCCAGAUCAUGGCAGAUUGAUAAAUAUUGUCCUCAUUGUAGCAGGCAAAAUGUGGAACCCAGAGAAUAAUGCAUUGUACUGUGUUCAUGUUGCAAUUCCUUAAUCCAGAUGCUUUGCUGCAUUUGUGACUGCAAGGGCCAAAUAAAUGAGAAUGUAAAAGAUGCAUGCAAUUACUCUAUAAAUCUAUUUUAAACCAUAGAACCCAUUUGGCGUUUCUGUAGGUAGGACACCAACUAAUAUUUAGGAUACUUUCUAAUAAUGACUUUUUGACCAGGUCAGUUCUGUGAUCAUGUAAAAUCUUGAACCUUAGAAAUAAAUAUAUGGAAAUUUGUAUUUGAAUUAUAUAGGUAAUGCUCUAUCCUAAAGCACCAAAACCACAAAACAUAAAGUAACAAACUUUCCUGUCUAUGUUUAGUUUAAAGGGACACUAUAGUCACCAGAACAACUACAGCUUAAUGUAAUUGUUGUAGUGAGUAUAAUAACUCCCUUCAGGGAAUUUCAUGUAAAUACUGCCUUUUCAGAGAAAAUGCAGUGUUUACAUUGCCCCUAGGGACACCUCCAAGUGGCCACUCCUUAGAUGGCCACUGGAGGGGCUUCCUGGCUCAGGGCUGCACAGUAAGAAGCCCUGCCGUUCAGCGUCCCCACACUCUGCAUGGGGACACUGGAUUUUCCUCAUAGAGAUGCAUUGAUUCAGUGCAUCUCAAUGAGGUGAUCCUGAUUGGCCAAUAUAGUAUUUGGCCCCGCCCCGUGCCGAUUUCCUCCAAGCCAAUACUUUCCCUAAUGCCAUUUCGAUGAUGUCACCUGCGCGGCACUGGAAUGAGGUGAGUUUUAUACUUUUAUAGGGAGACUAGGGGGGGGGGGCAAGCCACCUAAAUGGUGGUUUAGCACUAUAGGGUCAGGAAUACAUGUUUGUGUUCCUGACCGUAUAGUGAUCCUUCAAUGUCAAAAUAUACAUUAUAUAUAUAUUAUACAUUGUAAUGCUGUAGAUUUAUCUAAAGUAGAGAUGUACUUUAUAAAGUUAGCUAGGGUCGAAACGUUGCUUUAGAAAGUUAGGUAGGGUCGAAACUUUGCUGCUUUGGCCCCAAUAAAGCUGCUAUUUUUCAGUGCCUGAACCGUUUUUUAUUCUGUAGAUUUAUCUAAAGUCACACAAACUCAGCAAUUCUUUUUUUCUUUCUUCAUUUCAAAGUUUCUUAGCUUCUCUAUGUAGGUACUAAUCAAGCAUAGUCUCUUUAAGAGCACCUGGUGUGCAUGUGUGAUGUGAUGGCAUAUGAUAGGGCUUACAACUCCCCCCCCCCCUCUCCCCAAAUAAGACAUCCAAUGAAAAUAAGCCAUAGUUGAGAUUGUCGCUAAUUCGCUAAUCUAGAUUUGUGGGUUUCCAUGCACUAGUAAGUUAAUCUAUGUUUGGGGAAGUUUUCCAGAACAUAGAUUCGUGGGAUUUUAAGCCCUAGUGAACUGUUCUAUGUUCGGGGCAACUCCACCGAAUGUUGACCUGCUUUCUUGCACAUGCUUGCCACUGUUCCUCCCCGAAAAUUAAGACAUCCACCGAAAAUAAGCCCUAGUGCGUUUUUCGGAGGGGGGGAAUUAAUAUAAGACCUGGUCUUAUUUUCAGGGGAAAAUGGUAGUGGCUGAAGUGACUACGGGCACAUGCAUGCACUCCUCCACUGCUCCCCUAAAGCUCGUCAAUGUGUGAGAGCAUAAUUGUAUCAUACAUGAGUGCAGAGAAUUGGAUUGUAAUAUAAAUAAAUGCAGAGCAUUUGAGCUAUGCAUCAGUAUGCAUGCAUGAAUUCUCUGUUAUUACUCAUGUGAAGUUAACCUUCUCAUCUUGGAUAACAAGCAAUAUUAAAGAGAAAUUGAUGUAAAAAUGAAAAUGAAUUAAAAUGUUUUGUUCUACUAUUUUUCAGACUAUAUUCAGUUUUAUGUAUACUGUGUGAAUUUUCUCAAUAUGUUAGAAAAGAUGCACAAUUAUAGACGCAAUAAUCAGCUGUUUAAUAUUUUUAUCAAAAAUACUCAGGAGUAGAGAUGUAUGUAGUAUAUUCUAGCCAACAGGGACCAUUUAGGCAGGAUCGCGUACCAAGCCGCAGUCAGAUGAUGUUGCUGCCUAUUUUGCCUUUCUGCCAGUUUGUGCAGUUACAUAUAGAAAUGUGCAUACUAACAGCAGAGGUCCAUCAGGACCUGGUUGGGCCUGCAGGAUAUAGCUUCAGAAGGAUGGCAUUUAAAGAAAUUCCAGGGAGGAGUUCUAGAAACAGAGCAAUUACCAUGGCAACUAAUUAAAUGCACCUCAUUGUUUCAUAUUUAGCACUUUGCCACAUUUAUUCUCAUUAAACCCUGUUUUGUUCAUUGCAUCAUUGGCACGCACAGAAUAAUCUUUAUAUUUAACUUUAAAAAAACAUUGUAAUAUAUACGUUAAUAUAUAAACUUUAAUGAGCCCCCUAUUUAAAAAAAUAUAUAUUAUCGUCUUUAAAUUUACAUUGAUUCAAUGGAUAGACUCCUCACUGCAGCCCAAUCCACUCUUGCUGAAGUCAUUAAGAUUAAUGGCUCAAAUGCUUCUCUUAAAGAAUCAUUGCAGACAUAUGGCGCAUGCAUCUUAAUCACCGUAAUUAGCCAAUCCAAUGCUUCUUUAUGAAUUCAUUGCUUCUUAUAGAGAAACAUUGGAUGCACAGCUAGUGUCUGGUGUCGACAUACUUUGCAUGCUGUCUCUGGAUGUGAAAUAGAUUCAAUAGGUUUCAGGCCCGUAGUUACUGCCGCCAUGGGCUUGGGAAUAUGGAAAUAUAAAUAUUGCCAUUUGGGGCAACGUCUAUGGCCAAUUCCCUUUAUUAAGAUAAUGUGAUUUGGGUGCUUAGAGUGUCCCUUAAAUAAACUCUCUGCUAUGUGUGCUACCUUUUCCAGUGGUAAUAUAUUGGCAGCUUUGCUUGCAUUCAUAUACCAAAGAUCAAAUUUUUUGUUGAUGAGGUUAAUCCAGCGGAUUGACUGAUUGGUUGAUUAAUUCAUUGAUCUGUGAAUCUGUGAUCAUCUUUGGCUCCCUUCCAAGAUUUUUAGGAAACUUUGUGAUGAACUGGUAUGCAUGCAUACUAUCCUUUUAUAUCUCUAUGUAUUUAAAUUUUAUGCAUGUUUACUUUGCAUGAAAGCUAGUUAAAAUACAGAAGAAACCACAAGUACAAUAUAAAUUUGGAAUUUGUUGGUGCUAUAUAAAUAUGAUAAUAAUCAACGUAAUAUUAUACCUUAAAAUUGUUUCAUCAACCAUAUGUUCUCUAUAUAAAUGUGCAUACCUAUCUCUGGCGGUCGAUAUAAGCUCUCUGCAUUUUACCUAAUGAUUAAUAUUAUUUUCUAUAAUAUCUGCUAUGCCAAUACAUUUUAAAUUAAAAAAAGAAAAGGGAAAAAAAUUAUAAUCAGCCAUUCAUUCAUGAAGCUGGUAUCGAUUUGCAUUACAGUAACAUACCCAGGAACUAAUAUUUUCUACGUAUUUAUAUUUUUGUGCGUUCUGAUUCCUAAUAUUUUCCACUGUCAGUGUGUUUGUGUGUGUGUGUGUGUGAGUGCUGGCUGAAGCAUUUUUUUUUUUUUUUUUGACAGUGAACUGCACCAUAAAAAGGAACGCCCAUAUGGCUUGAGGUAAACUAUGCAGAUCACUGGGGCUGGUUGCUGGAGACACGGUGGAGGGACAUAUUUUUUUUUCUCUCUCUCUCUUUUUUUCCCCCCUCUUCCAAAGCGUAAUGCAAGCUUGCUACAGCAGGUCUGACGAGUUUUUAUUGCCUUGAGGGAGAUUUGUGAAGAAUAGUUAGUCUAAAGCAUUUGUACCUAUUUCAUAACCAACAUGCUAUCUCCCUUCUAGUCCCUACAAUGUGAUACAUAUUCUGAAAUAUGUAUUUAAUUUAAUAUUUAUUUCUUGAACUGGUGUUUUAUUGGGUACAGUUGGGUGUAUUUAGCAGAAGAUGAGGUUGAGAGUUACUUGGAAUCUGGGAUACAAUCUAGAAGUCUGUAUCAUAUCCAGAAAAGUGUAGCGUCCCUCCCACCUGCCUUUUUUGAUUUUAGAUCCCCCCCCCCCCAGAUAAAAUAAAAUGGAUAAGCAAGUUAAAAAAAAUUCUUGUAAGCCUUUUUGUGAUAACAUUAAAUAUCAGAGACGUAAGAUUCUAAAAUAUUUCGGUUACAGAGUAACACUUAGAAUAUGUAAAGAAUGAGGAAAUUGAUACAGAGGAGCUAAAUUGUUCUAGGACACUUUAUUCGCCAUAUAUCGAGAUAAGUGUUUCUGUAUUAUUCGAACAAAUGUAACGUAACCAUACCUUUCUUUGUGUUCUUUUUUUCUGCCUACUAUCCCAACUAUAAUGGUCUGCUACAAAACAAAACUCAAUAAAGUUGUAAAUAAAUUUAAAAAAAUGGUAUGAGUAAAUGUUGAAGAAUGCAGUGGUUAAGAAAUUAGAAAAGUUAUUUGAACUGAUUCAUUCAAAACAUUGUUUUAGGCCAGUGGUUAAUGUAGGUGUUGGCCGCUUAAAAUACUUUGCUUUAUUAAAUAUAGACCAUUUAUACGGUUUUAAUGCAGCUUUUUCAUUCGUAAUUUUACAAUUUAUUUUUACAAUAUAUUCUCAUUUGCCUGUUUCUGCACUAGCCAUUCGGAACCUAAGAGCUCUGCAGCUUUUCUUUAGAGACAGCAACAUUUCCCUGUAGAAACAAAAACUACAAACACUUGAGACUUAAAGGGACACUAUAGUCACCAGGACUACUACUGCAUACAUCUCUACUCCUGAGUAUUUUUGAUAAAAAUAUUAAACAGCUGAACAGCGUCUAUAAUUGUGCAUCUUUUCUAACAUAUUGAGAAAAUUCACACAGUAUACAUAAAACUGAAUAUAGUCUGAAAAAUAGUAGAACAAAACAUUUUAAUUCAUUUUCAUGUCUAGACUACGUUGGCAGGCUUUUCAAUGUAAAUCUGUUUUUCACAGAAAAGGCAAUGUUUACAUUGCUACCUAACAACACCUACAGGUACAAUAACUACUGCCACUAGCGGUGCUUCCUAUCUCAUUGCUAUACAGGGUUGAACACUCCCCAUAGAGAUGCAUUGAUUCAGUGUAUCUCUAUGAGCAGAUGCUGAUUUGCACAGUGCUUUGCCGCGCAUGCCAAUAGCCUCCCAAUGCUUUUCUAUGGGAGAGCAUUAGAUUGGCUGAGAUCUUCUAGAUUGAUGAUCUCAGCCAUGGCAAGAUUUACGCAACGAGUGAGAAAAAGUAUGUAAACCCACCCUCUAACUCCACAGAGGGGGUCCGGUCUCCUAAACAUCUAGUUUAACACUAUAGUGUUUGGAAUGCAUGUUUGUAUUCCUGACACAAUAGUGCUCAUUUGACAUGGGGAAACAAUAGUCACCUUCCACUUGUCUCUAGUGACUGUAAACAGUUCAGGCGCUUAUUUUCGGCAUGUGCCACCAACAUUGUAAGCUGUGAUGUGGCCAUUGGUAAACGUAUAUGUAAAGAUACAUACCCUCAUUCAUCUACUCCUGCGACAACUUCAUUUUAAAGUGGUACUUUAAGCACCACAACCACUGCAGGUCAUUGUCGUGAAUAUGGUGUACAUGUGUGCCACUUAUUAGUUUUAUGUUAAAGGAAUACUAUAGGGUCAGGAACACAAACAUGUAUUCCUGACCCUAUAGUGUUAAACCCACUAUUUAGGUGGCUCCCCCUCCCCCCCAUCAGCCCCCUUAAAAGAAAUUAAAACUCACCUUUUUUCAAGUGCCGCACGGGUUUGCCGGUGCUGGCUCCGCCCUAGAUCCGCCUCCUUGAUUACAUAAUCCGAACUGCUGAUUUGUAGCCAAUCCAAUGCUUUCCCAUUCGGCCAAUCAGCACUUCUUCGUAGAGAUGCAUUGAAUCAAUGCAACUCUAUGAUGGAAAUUCAGUGUCCCCGUGUAGAACGUGGACAAGCUGAAGGCACUGCUGUCUACUGUGCAGCACUGUCACAGGAAGCACCUUCAGUGGCCAUUUGAGGAGAGGCCACUUGGAGUUAUCCCUAAGGGCAAUGUAAACACUGCCUUUUCUUUGAAAAGGCAGUGUUUGCAUGAAAAUGCCUGAAGGCAAUGAUUAUACUCACCAGAACAACUACAUUAAACUGUAGUUGUUGUGGUGACUAUAGUGUCCCUUUAAAUUCUUUCAGAGCAGUUGGAGAAAAAACAAAACAGGGUUCUCCACCGUGGAUGAAAUAUUAGUAUUAUUAUUAUUUUUAAUACACCAAAAAAAAAACACAGAGCUGUACAACUGGUGUACUAACAAACAAGUGUUUGCAGACCAGAUCAGGACAUACAGAAACAGUAUGUACUGAGUGCCCAUCUGAAAUGCACUGACAUUCUAGGAAAAGAUAGGCUGAGAGUCCUGGGCCCUACAAGAUCACAACAACCUGUUUAGUUUGUUGCCUUUUGAGAAUGUCUUCUUUUCCUUUAGCCAGUAUUGCCAGGAGUAUAUCUGAAUGUGUGGGUUUUCAGAGCACAGAGAGAAGCUAUUAAUCAGGAUAGAAUUUACACAGAAUGGAACUGUACAACAAAAAGCUUGGUAAAGAAGUACCUUACAUCCCAGUUUUACACAGUGCUGUAAACUAAUAAGACGUGUGCGUGCUGCCUGUCCAAAGACAUAAUACAGCCACACCUCUGGAGCCACGGCCACACAAAGCACCACCCUUUACAAUAAACCAUUAACCUAAACUGGUAUUUAACUUCCUCCAUUCCCUUUUCCUGUUAAAUUCUUCCGUUCAGCAUGCAGUCCCCAUGCAUACCCAGUACAAUUUACUCUGAAUUUCAGUGUAGUUCCUUCCUCUACCUUGUACAGUUCUCUCAUUCAGUAUUUGAAAUUUUGAUAUCAUGUUGCUAUUUACAAAAAAAUGCUUCCCUCUUGGCAUUUGGAUAGUUACAGGUUAAAGAAACACUAUAGCGUUAUUAGUGCAAACCUGUGUCCCAAACGCUAUAGUGCAACUGUCCAUAGUUGUGUUAAGGUUAUUCCCCAGUCCCCUCAUUUGUCAUAAAAAGUUAUAAAACAAAUAAUUUACUUACUUUUUUUAGCACUCUCUGUCCCACAGUGACGUCAUGGAGGAGGCAUGGCCUCAUAUGUGAUGGCUCUAUCCAAUGCUUCUCAUAGAGUGAUACACACACAUUCAAGCUUCCCAAUAGAAAUGCAUUGUAUUCAGUGCUUUCCUAUGGGCUUCCGUGUCACAUGACCAAAAUGGUCUAAACGAUCGUCCAGGGCUGCUGUACCUCUUGUGCAGAGAGAACUUGACGGCAUAUCGGUUAUGGACUGCCCCUAUGGUAUAGGUUCUCUUUGUAAUGGCACAAGUGAGCAAAAACAUUUUUUUAACCUGAGCGGGGACUAAACGAAGGGCAAGCUACUGAGUUUCUCUAAGCUUUUGCCCGUUCUCAUAGUCCUUAUAUUCUCUGUUUUUGCGCAGUAGUUUAAAUGUUUUGCAUUGCAUAGUUAAAAGGACAGAGGACACUGCACCCAGACUAUAGUCUCCCUUUACAUUUGAGUUCCGCUUGGUAAGGGUAUGUGUACAUGCUUUAAUAACAGCAUGAUCUAUCGUUUAAAGACAUUGCACAAAACACGUUAAAGCUGCCUUGUCACCUCUAUAGACAGCAGUGUUGUACUCUCGCACACUCCCUGGUCACAUGUCACAGCAUGACUUCUAACCUCCCUUGCAGAUACUAGAGGUCAGAGAGGAUUAGAGUGUCCCCUUAUACUGUCUCAUGAUUGUGUCUCUGCCCGAUGAUCCCAUCCUUUUUCAGAACCGACCAGCAUCUGAUGAAUAUUUGAUCGUUCAUCGAAACAUGAAUAGUGGCUCCUGUACAAUCCCUAUAUGCCUUGACAUUCCACGUACCUUUGAAACUAGCCAAUUCCUAUAUAGCUUCUUCCCCUAGUAUGGUAUCCUCAAAACCUUUUGACUGGUGCAGUAUUCACUUUGUGUUUCAAGCUGUUUGAGUGUAUAAAUCCUGUCUGGAUUUCAGUUCCAUAACUUUACUUUCCGUGCUAUGAAUACUCUUUAACCCGAAGCAUUCAUUCACACACGCGAGCAUCUUAGCGAGAGAAUCAGACUUUCCUAUUUCAGAAACACAGCCUGUUCUAUGCCUGAACUAGCACUGAUAUGUUCCCAACACCUCUCCUAACUCGUUCUUCUUGCAUUCAUCAUAAUAAGAUUCUUGCCUCUCAUACAUGAAGCCAUGCAAACAUUUUAUUUUGCCUCCAAUCUAUUCACAUUAGACUACAAAGCAUAACUCAACAUUUACAUUCAAAACGGACAAAUAGUGACACUUUAAUUUUAGGUAUGUGUGUGUGGAGUUGUAGCUGGGGGCGGGGGUGUACAGAGAGGUAUUAUUUGACUUACUAAUAACAAUUUAUACAACUAAAGUGUAACUUAGAAUAAAAACAAUAUAAUCUUAUUUACGCAGACUAAUUUCUUUAAACCUUUUGUUGCAGUUUAGACACAUGUCUUCUGUGAGUGUUAUUGCUGCGGAGCUCUCACAUAAAUUCAGACUCUCCAAGAAUAAUGAGUUCCUACAAAAGAGGGACAUUAGGAUAGAAAAAGUAGUCAGCUGGAGUUGGUAGCGAAAUAAUGAUUGUCCCUCCUAUGUAGGGACACUUUGGAGGUAUGACACAGUCACCUAGGCACGUUUGUGAUGUUCUGGGUUCUAAUUUAAACAGUAAAAAUUAGGAAUAUAAAAUAUUUUAACUUUUUAAAUUCCGUAUUACAAGACAUUUUGUGGCACAAGUCGUGUGAGCUUUGGUUGCAUAGACUUGUAGUUCAGUUGAAGGCACCCCGUAGGCCCUCCUUGUUGCCCAAUGCCCAUCCAGCACUUAAUGGCAACCAGGAAAGGCUACAACAUCUUCCCAUCUAUUGCUAAUUCUUCUUCUAUUUUUCUGGUUUUUUUUUUAUUUUAUUUUAAUUUGGGUAGCUAUUUUUUAGCAAAACGAUUUUAUGAAUACUUGAUGGUAAAAGGUGAAAAUAAUUAUAUUUUUAAAAAAAUUAGAGUUAUGUGGUAUUUUGUUUUCAAUUUACACCUGUUGCAAAUAAUGUCCAUUCGAAAAUACAAUGCAUCCCGACACGCAGGGAUUACCGUACAGUAAAACACAAGACAUAAUUGCUACAUCAUUGAACCACAUGACACUACUAUACAAUUUUAAGGUUAAGUAACAAAACAACCACAGUUUAUUUCCUUUAAACAUUAGCUGUGGUGCACAGUAUGCUAAACUGAAUUCCAGUGGGCUGAGUACUGUAUUGUUUGGAAUAAGUUGAUCAGGCCCUGCUUAUUAAAGGAUUAAAAAAGAGUCCUAAAAAAUAUAUGAAAAAAUACACAUUGCAGGGCAGUGAUGCAAUGUAUGAACUACACCGGUUUGCAUUUAAAAUACAUUCAAUUAAAAUAUUAACAUAAAAUUCUCUCUUAUGUGACAGAUCCCCCUAUCCCUGGAUUAUUAUACUGUUAAUUUCUGCUGAUUUGUUACACUGCGUAGUUCGGUAUAUGGGAUUCACCAAACAUCUGAGACCCAUCUGGUUUGUAUACCGAACAAAUUACCGAACAGCCAGACCACUCAGGGAAGUCGUGUGCUGCUCAUUGACCCUCUUCAUCCUUGUUUGCACCUCGGUAACCGCAAUUACCUCAACAUUCUGAGCAGUCAGCUGGGUGGCCAUCGUUCGUAUGGACAAACGUGGCCAUCUUUAGCGUGUUUGGUCGGCGAGUGCAUGAAACUCAAAUCGGACACUUGAUGUCGCGAACACAGCUAGAACUUCAACUUCUUUUAAAGUUCGGUAAAACGGGUGAGAAUUAAAUGACGUUCGGUUGGAGCAAGCUCCUGAUCGGGGGACAUGUACUGAAUAUACCCACGAACCAUUAUUUGGUACUCCCGAAAGACACCGCACAGCCUGAUUUCAUGGAAAUCUUUUUGGCAGGAGCCUCGUGUGCGGUCAGUUAAACUAUAACUUCCAUGGAAAUCCCGAACCCCUAAACUGAUCUGGGUGAUUUUUGGGCAUGUUGGUCCCCCAGAUCGGGGCUGUCAGGGGAUGUGACUUGUGGGGUGUCCAUGUGUUUCGGGGGUAAAUGGAAGAUAUUGUAAAAUGUAUGUUUUCUGUGCCUGGAGAUAAUUGAGUUUAGUACAGUUCCUGACUCAAUUAUCUCUCAGGCACAGGAGUGGGAUUACACUGUUUUGUGUAGGAGUGUCCUAGACCCGAGAGCCAAUGUAACUACAGUAUGUAUUUUUUCAUAGUCCCCUCUCAGGUCCGGUGGGGAAUGCUCCUGGAAUAUGUAGGAGAAAAUCCCUUGCAUGGGGACUUGCAUAUAAGGCCAGUUGUGGCUACCAAUAAAUCAGUUCCUGCUUACCCUCAACAUAGAGUCUCAUCUCAUGUUUGUAGGGAACAGCUAUACCGUGAUUUGGAUUAUCGUACUUGGGAUUAUUGUAGCAUCACUCUGAAUAGGGGGAAAGAAUAUCUCUGGCGGCGAAACCCCUCUUCCUCUCGGGGUGGCCGCCACAUCUUAGAACUAGGAAACUCAGAUUCGAAUCCUCAUAGAUUGCAAGCUUGUUUGAGUAGGGCCUUUUUGCCUUCUUAUAUCCUCUUUCUAUAUUAGUAAAGAAUUGGGGUAUAUGUUGGCGCUGUGUAAAUGCUUAUAAUAAAUAAAAAUAACUAGCUGUUAUGCCAGGCAGUAAUUUAUAUAAUUUUUAUAUAUUUUAUAAAAGCAUAAUUUUAUUAUGGACGAAGAGUAGGUGCAGUGAAAUAAUGAAAUAGCUACUGCAAGGUUUGGAGAGGGACAGUAUGGUCACUUAAACAACUUUAGCUUACUAGAGCCGUGUAUAGAUCAUACCUAUUAAGUAUGACUGCUCAAUUCUCUGCCAUUAAGAAGUUAAAUCACUUUUGUUUCUGUAGCCCUAGCCACACCUCCUCCACAGCCUGCAUGGAAAAAAUGGUUUCACUUUCAAUCAGAUGUAACUUACUUUAAACCUUUUUAUCUCCUGCUCUUUAUUUGAACUUUAAUCACACACAGGAUUUGCAAUAAAGAAAGUGUAAACAUUAGAUGAAUCUUUACAGGAAGUGUUAUGAAGGAUUUGCAAGUCACAUGCAGGGAGGUGUGACCAGGGCUGCAUAAAUAAAGUAAUUUAUUCCUAAAUGACAGAGAAUUGAGCAAUGAGACUGCAGAGGCAUGAUUUAUUCACCAAAACUGCUUCAUUAAGCUAAAGUUGUUUGGAUGACUACUUGUUAUCUAAGCAAUUAGUUUUUUCUCUCUCUACUAGUGUAUGUUGUGUUUUUCCGUUUGUGUUGUGUUUGCUUUGUCUGUGUUUUUGAGGUUUUUUUUUCAUUUUUUUUUUUCAUUCGGAACGACAUAAUAAAUAAACUGUGAUAAUAGAGAAGCAUGCUUUUCAGAAUUUCCCAGAUUCAGCAUGACAGUCGCAAUUUGGUACCCGACACAGUUCUGUUUUUAUUCUAUUUGUUUGGUUUUGUUUUCACUUCUUCUCUGGCGUCCUAUCGCCUUUUCUGAAAAGACUCUUCUAGGACAUUUCUGGCCACUGUUGUUGCUUGGACAAGCCCAGAUUAGCUGUGUAGAAGGGCUGCCUUAUAAUUUGGCAGGCAUGUGCUCAAACACAAAAAAACAAGUCCUGCGCUCAAACUCCUAGCACUCCUGGGCCGCAGCAAUAACCAUAAUACAAAGCCACAAUACAUACAGUAAAAACAAAAGAAAAAAAGUUACCUGUGCUCUCUCCCAAAUCCCUAUGUAUAUUUAAACAAAUGGAGUUAAUUUAGUUACUCCAAUGGUGAUUGGAGGGAAUGCCCGCCUGUGCUCAAACACCCUUCUGAUGCUUUCGCUAACACCUCUUAUCCAGAUCCAUAAUCUAUGUAUCUAUGCAUCUUAAUAAGCUUGAAGAGCACCCUUUUUUACUUUCAAUAAAAAUUUAAAUCCUGCAUACAUAUCAGCUCUGCUUUUUGGUCUUUCACUACCAUAACAAAGUGAUAGCUUUUUCUAUGGCUUUCUGCUAUGGUCUCAACAAACACAUUAAUAUUAAUAAACUAAUGGAAAGCUGCUUGCAUGUACCGUGCAGCUGCGCCUGGCCUUUCUCUGACAUAUUUGUACGACCGUUAUUGUUGUACAAGUGUUUAUUCCAUCCAUGUCUUGAGAUAUCAUCCAAUAUGCACGCAAACAUAUAAUGUUAUAGAUGGGUAAAUGCUCAAUUUAGAAUGUGUUCAUUCAAUACUGCAUUCACAAGAAUGUGUUAUUCAUUGUUAAAUGAACACUCUAAGCACCAAAACAACUUUAGCUUAAAGGAAUACUAUAGUUUUAGGUAUACAAAAAAAAAUGCCUAACACUAUAGUGUCCGUCUGUCUACAUGCCUCUCCCCCUUCUUCCCCCCUCGACCAUGAAAAGUUUAAAACUCUUUCACUUACCUGUUUCCAGCUAUGAAGUCCCUUGGCACUGGAUCACUCUCUACCUCCUCCAACAUCAGCGAUAGAGGGAACCUAAUGCGCAUGAGCGGAGAUUUUCAAGACGCUGGAAGUUCUUAUGAAAGAAAAGGACAUCCAGCGUCGUUUCACUGAGUUAAAUUCUGUGAAAGAAUAAAUAAAAUAAACAGAUAAAAAUCAAUGGUGUGCAAAACACAAUAUGUGUAAGUAUGCUUGCUAUGAAAACCUAGAAAUUUUAAAAAUCCUGUAUAAAACUGUACAAUAUAUACAAAUAACAUAAAGCUAAAAUCGGAAUUGCACUCAAAAAAGUAGAAUGGAUAGAACACCUCUCAUAAUGAGUUCCUUGUGUGCACUGGAUCCAAAUCUGUAGUAGUGUGGAAGGACUUGCCAUCAGCCCGGGUUACCACUGCACAAACUUUUUAUUUCAAAAUUCAAUUAAAAACAACUUGAAGUAAAGGCAUUCACGGCUCCCUCAAGCGAAUACACAGUCUCUGCUCGUUCUGACAUUCCUCCAAAUUUGUCUGUCAACCGCCUUAUCCAAUGAGUUCAUGCUCUUGGGUACUCCCUUAGCAUAUGAUGCAGACGUGUUUCGCCUCUCCUCUCAAGGCUUCUUCAAGUGCAUGUGAAGUCCUUCCUUACACUGCACCAUUUAUAUACCAGCUCCUAAACUAUCACCAAUCAUGCUUCAAGUUAUAACAAAACCAUUAUCUUCUUUCAAUGUCCACAUAUUUUUAUAUAUAUAUAUAUAUAUAUAUAUAUAUAUAUAUAACAAGGAUUCAGUAAGGUAUUUUGUAUAUAACAUCAUUAAGAGGAAUUAAUAUCAAAGUAAGAUAUAUGUAUUAAAAUAAACUAAGAUUGUUGCAUGUACAAUACAUUUUGCAACAAAAGGCUGUGCCAAAAUUUUCCUAUGCUUGUGGGAGCUUCCAGCCUGCCCGUGGUAAUUCCUUUGGUAUAUGAACCACGUUACAAUCUGCCCUUUAAACUCCAGUUUCUACAUGGGUAAUUUUUUGUUUGUUUAUAUUAGACAAGUGGUUUAAUGUGUAUUGUGCAGGCACAGUAUUUACAGUUGUUUAUUUUAACUGUCACAAAUGCAUUAUAUCUUGUGUGUAUAUUUCGGCAUUGACCAUAUAAUACCAGUAUUUUGCCUUCGUAGAAUUCCACAUCAAUACUGAAACAUCAUUCACUUUGGUUGUUUAUUAAAACCAUUCUUAAGCUUCAUGAGAAAUAAAUUGCCAUUUUUUUCCCUUCUCCCCCCAGGGUUAUCUUGUUUGAGAUUCUCAUGUUUCACACAUUUUCCCUAAGCCUCGUUAGUAGAAAUUAUCUGUGCAGAUGGGAUUGUUCUUUGUAAAAAAAAAAAAAUCUUUACGAAGGUAGUGACAGGAUGAAAAGUCUCUCGAUAUGCUUUUGUCGACAUGUAGUUGGUCAAUGAUAUUGUGAAGUGUCCUUCAACCUGCUACACUUUCUAGUAUCCUAGUUAUCUCACUUUGUUUUAUCUCCGCUAAUUUAUAUAACUGCUGUGUAUAAAUGAAUCUUUUUAGUCAAACUAUGGUAACACAUAGGAAGCUUGAAAGGUUGGUGUUGACCAGUUAAGUGGGGUGAAUUGCUGAAUGUGUCCUGCUACAUGUGUGACCUCUUGACUAAAGUGACUACUUCAAGAGAGUACGAGUGUUACAAAAGCCUCUUGUGUUCAUGAUACAUUAUAGAAACAAUCUAUUUAUUUUUUGUUUUUUAAGGACCACCUAAGUCACCAAGGCCACUUCAUCUCAAUGGCUUCAUCUCAGUGUUUAUCUUGAAGGCUUAAACACACCUCCAGUGGGUGUCAUACUAACAGCUACUGGAGGCGCUUCCGUUGCAACAACCGAGUAAACUCGAACGCGUGACGCUGAGCAUUGAUUCAAGGUUUUCGUGAGGGGAAUCUUGGAUGCCUGCUCUGUAUUUGCCGUGCAUGCCCAUAAAGCCUCCAAUGCUCGACGAGGAGAAGCAUUACAUUGGACCAUCGCUGGAGGAGCCAUACAUCCUCUGUGAUGUUGCGAGAGGAGGAGAGGUAAGCAACACCGAGGGAGCUUUGGCGCUGGAAAAAGGUGAGUAAAACCCUUUAUUUUAUUAUUUUUAUGUCAUUAAUGGAGAGGAACAACUAUAACCAAGCAGGGACACUAAAGAGUUAGGAACACCGGUUUGUAUUCCUAACGCUUUAGUGUUUCUUUACAUUAUUUAGUUAAUAUAUACCAAGCAGUGUCCAACUUUGAUAUUAUUUAUAACAUUAACACUGGCCUACUCAACCCCUGGCUAACCCUGGACUUAAGUAACCAUAACAACUUUUUAGGAGACUGGUUGAAUGAUCAAAGUGAGAGCCAAUCACAGCGAUCUUCUUGCUUUAAGUGACAGCCAAGGCAAGUGACUAUUCUGAUUGGCUUCCCGAGUGACAAGACAGCCUGAUAGUCAAACAAUUACUUUUGCUGGACUGCCUCCCUAGUGGCCCAUUGACAGCUGAUUCUGGCAUGUACUUCUGCAGCCAGGCAUCAACUGUCAAUUACGGCAUAGGACUACUGUGAUUGGCUUUGGCAGCGGUCCUACAGAGUGUAGGAGCCAUUUCGGGCUAUUACUAAGGACUGUUAGCCACUUGAUCACUUACCAUGGAGGACCUUCAUAUGGCUAUUUUGUGAUGUCUCUCUAGUUAUCAAGAAUUAGGCUGAUCUUCCCAAUACCAGCAUUCUGAGUGCAUCUGUUGCGGUGGAGUUAAUUGUCCGCUUUCUUAUGUAAAAAGUGACAUCAUUUGCAGCAGUAUUUGUGGAGCAAAAAUGGAUUACAGUGGGUUGUGAGGGAGGAAGAGAAAAAAAAAAAUCAAACUAAAGAUUCUCUAGCAUAACUUUCUGUAACCUAACCUACAUUUAUACAAUUAUCUCGAAUAUUUUUUGCAUUUGUAUUAGUUUACUGUAAACAUCAGUUGAAUUGUUUAAUGGUUUGAUCAAUAGGUUUUUUGAGGAAAGUAGUCAGAAUUUCAUGUUACAGGACCCUGGCCCAUAAGAAGUCCUGCAAGUAUUUAACAGUAUACCCUUUGACCUCUUUAACCCAACUCUUGCCAAUUACUCUGGAUAUGGCAGAUAUGACUAACCUGUUUAGUUAACGCAAGGCAUAUUAUUUUUAUGGCCUUCUUGCGUCUGUAACAGAGCCUCCUGAGGGGUAAUUAGUAUUGUCGGUUGGCUGCUGUGUUGUGUAUGUGCAAGUCGCAAACAGGACCUAUACUAUAUGAAACAUAACAAUGGUGUAAAUCAUAGUGAGCAGUUCAAGUUGGGGCCCCUCAACUCUCGUGUCUUCUGGAGAUAAAGGGCGCUGUUCUCUCUGGUUCCCAUGCAUGGGAAGCAGGAGUCACGGGUGUCUGCGCUCUUGCAGGGAUCCCAGGGGCUUGCAGGAAAGUGUUGGAUUCCGAUAUUGUGGAUAUUCUUCUCGUGGUGUCGUCCUUGGUUACCAUCAGGGUUCUCGGAAAUGUCCAUCUGUAUAAAAUGCCAGCGGCACGCAGUUGGCUGGUGACUGGUGCCAUUGAUCAACGCCAUAGCAGUGUGUUACGAGUUAGAUCCUGGAAGAAGCUGUUUUGAAAGGAUUCAAAGGUGAGCAGAGUUUUUCCACAGACUGCAACCAUGAUGCGAUUUUUGUCAGUGAGGGAGUGACAUCUUAUUAUGACAUCUUGGGAGGAAAUAGGUGGUGCUUGCCUUGGUUUUUGGAUUUAAAAAAAUCAGUUGAAUGUAAGCUUCUUUGCGUGGGUAGGCGGUAUAAGGGAUGCAGUGAGGCACCUGAGGUAGUGGGGUAGUUCCGUGGUGUUUAUGUAGUCUGGAAUGCCCAAAUCUUUAUGUUUGUGCGUCUGUGAUGGUCCUCUGCCUGAUCAACCCUGGCUGUUAGGGUAUCGUAGGAGCACUGCAUCAGGUUAAUAGAUUUCUUUAGGCCCUGUACCUGCUGCCUCAGAUGCAGGGUGUUAUCCUCUGAGGCCUGUGUGCACGCAGUAACUGCGCUAAUUGCAGUUUUGAGCAGUUUCAGGUAGCUGUCCCAUAUCUUAUAAUAAAUCCUAAAUGUCUUGCUUGGUAGCUGGUAUCUGGUUAUUUUGCCAUACCUUCGCUGUCUGUGCAGGUCGAGUUGGGGAGGGCUCCCUCAUUUCCUCCAAAGGCAGUUCAGAGCAGUCCGAGCUCUCAUUGCGGUCAGACGAGGUCACCAUCUUUGUGGUAGUGGAGCGCUGUAACAUGGCGCUGAUAUCCAGGGUGUCCUUACUCACACCUGGUUGUGAUUUUUGGGAUCUCCUGCCCAUUUUGUCCAUGUCUCGAGAGGGUGGUGUGGCCCGAGGUUGAGGUAAGUAAUGCGUUGCCUCCGUCAGUUCUCGGACUCCCGGUGCGACCCGUGCGGUGCAGUACUCCAGAUAGGCCCUAGAUCGCCGUCUGGUUUUCCUGCUCAAUUGCGGGAACAAAAAAGGCAUCUACUCGCAGCCUACACCGGGAUAGGUGAGUCCACACUCGGGUGAUACAGUGGGGCUGCAAAUUAGCUUUGUUUAGUCACUCGGUAUCCGGAGCUUAAAGAGGUUGUGGCCAUCCACUUUGUCUUUUUGUGUUUGCAACAUUUGUAUUUUACAGGAAUCAUGAAAUUUUACUGUUAAGAUUCCUCUAAAAUGUUUUACAGCUCUAUCAAAUGUUAUCCUUUAUGUAGAUAAACACAAAAAGAAUUCAGCGCUAGUAAUCACAAAAUUAGUCAAGGUCGGCAGCAACCCAAAUGAAGGAAAACCCCUCGGGUCCUUCGGUGGAUAGAUACAAAAAGAUAUGGAAGGGCUGCGCCAUAUAAGGGUAGAUAGUCCAGUAAAGUAUUUCUAGGGUGCCAAUAGAUGGUCUAGGAUACUUGAUAGAGUUCCUCUGUGGAUGCGUCUAGUGUAGACCGUUCCGUAUAUGUAAAUACAAGAGAGGUAGAGGCGACUAAUGGUAUAGUAUGAAAGUUCAGGGUGUGAUAGGUAACAAAAAGUAAAGAACUCACAUUCAAGAGAGCUAUGGCCAGGUCUGGUGUGGAUUGCGUACAGCGGUAUAAUCUGUCUUUCUUUUCCGAGUUCUGGACUACCAGACGGUGUUGACGGAGACCCCCUCCCUACAUAUCCCAUAAGAUGGGAUUAUACCGCUGUACGCAAUCCACACCAGAGCUGGCCAUAGCUCUCUUGAAUGUGAGUUCUUUACUUUUUGUUACCUAUCACACCCUGAACUUUCAUACUAUACCAUUAGUCGCCUCUACCUCUCUUGUAUUUACAUAUACGGAACGGUCUACACUAGACGCAUCCACAGAGGAACUCUAUCAAGUAUCCUAGACCAUCUAUUGGCACCUUAGCAACACUUUACUGGACUAUCUACCCUUAUUUGGCGCAGCCCUUCCAUAUCUUUUUGUAGUUAUCCUUUAUGUGCUUAUUCCCGCGAUUUGUUAUCUUUAAGAUUCUUGUAAACUCCCAAUAAUGCUCAUUAGUAGUAACAAUAAUUUUAUAAAUAUAGGCUCAGCACAUCUCUGGAGCCAUGAACAGGCCAUCAAUGCCACGUCAUGGCUGUGGGUAUCUCUGUGUUACCCACAGCAGUAGAAUUGACCAACCCUGCAGGCACUGUGUGAACUUGUUACCACUAAGUAACUGUGGUCUCCAGUGGAAUUCUGAUGGUAGAAUUUUUGGUAACUGCUGUAUUAUCGGCAACAAGUAACUGAACGUGUCGAUGAUUGUUAAAUGAGCUGCUCGCAUGGUGUUUGACACUCACAGUAUGCGAUUCUUUUUAACACCUUCUCCUCCAAGAUUCAAACUGAGAAUUCUGCAAUGAUGCUCUUUUGGUCUCAUUUGUGAUUUACGUCAUCCACACUUCCUUGCGUCUCAAAUAUUAGAUUGUAAUCUCUCUGGGCAUGGAUCCAUUGUGCAAUGAAAUAUAAACUUUAUAGACUACAAAACGGGGCUGCAGGCAGCUGGACAGACGGUAAUAUGAAAAGCACUGAUGCCUGCCUGAAUUACACUGAACCUGCAGAAGUCAAAUAAAAAUAGAAAAUAUCAAUAGUGCUUUCUUCUUUAGGAAUUUUUCAAAACAGUGAAACAAGGCAACUUUGUAUUAUACAGUUAGCUAAAAGUAUAUUUUGGAGACAAAUGCCAUUUUGACAUCUACAUUUUAAGAACAAUGUCCAUACUUUUCACAAAGUGGGAUAUUACUCUUGGCGUAGAAUUAUUUAUUCAGCGUGAGAUGGAAGCGCUUUAAUUCUGUGUUCUUCGGUUACUUUGUCUGGACACUGCACAGUUUGUUAGUGCUUCGGCAUAGCGGCACAACUCUACCAGAGUACGGAAUUGUUUGCAAUGAUCCAAAAUACCCACAGAGCCAUGCUUCUGUAAAAACAUUUUUGCUCUGUUGGGUAGGUUAAUGAGACAUUCACCAGUUCUGAAAAUCUACAUGUACGUGUGCGAGUGGAUCUUGGAAGAAUGCACAGAAAAGGAUAGAAAAACUGUACUUUUUAUUUUUUUUUAAAUCAAACAAUAUGCACAGAAUUGAUAUUAUGUUGUCUGAACUCUUUUUCCGGCAUUAAAGGGUUAAACACACAGUGUUACAUAGUAAAAUGCUGCACAUGCAGUCUCAAAGCACUAUAACCACUUCAAAUCACUGACAUAGUUCCUGGAGCAGCCCUUUAACAAUACAAUGCCAAUGAAGAUAUUGAUGUAUUGAUCGGCAAUCUAGAUGAAGGUUUCUCUCUCUGAAAACCUUGUGUUUAAAGAUAUCUCUGAUCGGAAGUAUUUAGCCAAUAGAAUAGCUUAGACAAAUACUUUAAAAUUCAUUAUCUCUGCUUAGCUUUUCUUUUUUUUUUCUUUUUUUUUGCGAUGGCUAUAAUAAGUGUAUCACAUUGCUGGCUGUAAUAUAACAUAAUGCAAUGAAUAAUUCCUAUGCUAUUUUGGUGGAGCUGCUAUGUUUGUGUGUGUUUGAUUCACAGUUAAGAAUAAGGCAUUUAAGGCAACAUCACCUGUUAAACAGGAAGUGGCAGUUCAUUCGACCUAAAAAUAGAAUGAUUAUCUCUAAAAUAAUUUUAUAAUUAUAGGCUACAAUGAAGUUUCAAGCCAUGACAAAUUUUCUUUUAAACAAGUGUGUAGUAUACUCAGUAUAUAGAGAUAGUUUUGUAUCUUCAUAUCUUCAUUAUAUAUGUGUCUCUGUGAACAGCUGUGUUGAGUGAUGAGCCCCAGCAAUUCUAAGCUCAAAAUGUAUAUUUAAUGCUAAUAUUGAGUACGCUAGGUUCCAGAUUUAAUAAAAGGGACACUCCUUGCCCUAAAGUUCUUGGAUGGUAGACAACAGAGCUGGGAUAAGUCCAUGUACCAGAGAGAGAAACUCCUGUCUGUUUUGUUUUCUCACUGUCUGCUUACAGGGUUUUAGCAGAAGAACCAUAACUAUGAAGACAUAUUUUUUAUUUUCCAUUUUAUCAAUGAAUUAAAACGGGCCACUUCCAACCUCUAGGCACUCUCUAAGUUAAAUUAAAAUCAAUUGUAUUAUACUAGUACUAUGUUUUUGCUCUAAUAUUUUAUUAUUUUCUAAACAAAAUAAUAUUCCUAUUUUAGCCUCAAAUAACUCAAUCCACUUAAAUGCAAAAUUACUAUAGUGAAUCCAAUAGAAGAUAUUGCUUUCCUAGCUUAACUAGAAUGUUGGUCCUGGUCUAUAACGAUCUGUGUUGGUUUUUUUCCCCGAAGAUACCUUGUUUUUCCCAGCGCAUUGUUCAACAGCAGUAAGUUAGAUUUGGAAAUUCCAAAAUAAGAUGAUAAGCAGAGGUCUGUGCCAAAUUGUAGCACUCUGGUUAGUUAAAAGUUUGUAUCCAGAGAGAAUUUAUGCUUUUAUUCCCUUCUCUGGGACUUGUAGAGAAUUGUCAAGGGAAUGGCAAAAUUUAGUAUAAAAAGGCAAUUUGGGACAAAAAAAAAUCUGAAACUGCAAAUUUUUUCAUUCAUGACAUUUGGCCUAAUUUUUGCAGUUCCUUUUUGAUUCCUCUAAAGUCUUCUACUUAGGUAAUAACACCGUUAGAAAAAUAAAAUAAAAUCUGCUCAUAUAGAAAUAACUUUAGCAGUCAUUAUUAAAAAAAAAAAAAAUAUAUUCAGAAUAUUUCGAGGUAAGAAGUUGCUCCGUAAAACGAUUUGUAUUACUCUUGGAACCAAAAAUUUUAGAAUACUGCCGUUUUUCCAGCUGGAAAAGAUGUUUUCAACUUCAUGCAAAACUCUACAUAUGUAUUUAUUCAGAGGAACAUUUAUACAAAGGGAACCUUGUUUUUAGAUCGGUACAUUAAGUCGACUGGAAAUGGACAUAAGUUUCAUUUCUGAAAUGUAGCCCUUUGGUAAGGUGUAAAGAAAAAUCACUUGACCUCUGUCCUGUUACAUCACGCAACAGAAAAAAGAAGGAAACAUAAAAAGUCAACAAAAAUAUUGAAAUAGUUUGAUGAUGAAUUUACAUAACUAUUUUAUUUAUUGUAGGCCAUAUUUUCAUGUUUAUAUUAGCGAUUAUUAGGGAAGUGCAGUGUAAGAUUUGAAUGUACCCUGGAGUAUAUAUUCUGUCUUUGAACAGAAUUGAUAUUGCCAAUGGGGAAUUAGGAACUUCUGCUCAAGAGAUGUCGGUGAAGAGGGACCAGACUGUGGGCACAAACCAAUCAAAAAAGGGUUUGACACUUUAACAGUGCGAUAUUGACGUGUGACGCCUAGAACAACCACUCUACAGCAUGAUACAGUGGUUAUGGUGCUUAGAGUGCCCAUGUUAAUAUUUGGGUUAUUGGUGAUUGGAAAAUUAUUAAUUUUCUGCCAGAAAAACUGGGGUAAACAAAUUUGAAACUGCAGUUUCGCUGUACAGUAAUUGUGACCUGAGACGUCUUUCCAUUUCGUAAUUUAGUGUAAACACUAACCAACUGUUAACUUUUUAAGUGCACUAAUUUGAUGUCCUCACUAUUUGUGUUGAGAUAUUAACACAUUUAUAGUUUUUGCCUCAUUUUCACGAUACUUGGAAAUGUACUUAUUCCACCUAUGUAUAGAGAGACCUGUCCCCACACUCUAAAUACCAGGCAUUGAUCUGAACCCAGCAGCGAAAAAUUUUUUAUUUUACCGUCCUUUCUGUUUCAAAACCUGCAAAGUCUUGGUUUAAAGAAAGUAUGUCCUUCCAACCCAGGAAUCAGACUUUACAGACUUUGCUAGUCGGAGUGUGAUAGAAACACGCCCACUCCAAACGUCUAGGCUGUGGAACAAGAAGAAAAAAAAAAAAAAAAACUUGCUUAUCUUUCUUUUCCGCAAACAGCAUGAGGGAGUUCUCCUUUUUACUAGUAAUUGCACUGCUUACAAAGUCAAAACAAAACAGAAAGCUGGUCUUUGUAUAUCACUGUCUAUAGCCAACUCAUGUGACAUCAGAAGGUUGCUCUAUGGGAUUCACAGGACUUCAGGUUUAAGAUACCUCAGCAAAUACACAGUGCUGGACCUCAUUGUUAUUUAUAAAGUGCCAACAAAGUCUGUAGCGCUGUACAAUAGGUGUACUAACAGACAUGCAUUUGCAACAAGAUGAGUUGGACGCACAGGAACAGAGGGUGUUUAGCGCCCUGCUCAUUCUCUCAUGAAGAGAGGAUUGUGCCUACAGAAAGUUUUUGAGCCCAUUAUAGAUCAGGGGAGACCCAAAGGUAGAUCCUCAAAUUUUUGUACAUCUCCCAUAAUGCUUUGCUUGCUGGGUCCUUGCAGGGCUGUAUAUGUGUGCAAUGUAUAUGUGUUUGAAUGAAGGCUUUUUAAAAAUUAUUGUUAGCAUUUAUAUAGUGGGAACACAUACAACAGCGUUUUAUAGUUAUACAAAGGGGAUAUAAAGAGGACCCUGCGCAAACAAGCUUAUAAUAUAAUAUAUGAAACGAAUGUGGUUUCUUGGUUGUAAGGCAGUGAUAACAUUGAUCCAACACUCCAUUUUUAUAUGGCUUAUGUAUGCAAAUGCAGUGUUUGGUGUUUGAAUGCAGGGGUAUAUUUACAAAACCACAUACUCAGAAAUACAAAUAGACACACAGCCUGGCACGCAUGAAUGCACACACAUUGACACACACAGAUGCCGUUAACAGACUGUGACACUCGUUUGGGCCCCCAAUCUGGUGGCUCUUAGUUUGAAGGCCAACCAAAGUGCCCCCCACUGAGCCCUGGAGUGUGUGCACCCUUACUAGUUCCUCUGUUACAUGUGCAUAAACAGAAGGCUUUAAUCUUCAUAAAAUGCUCCAGGGUGGUUCUAUCUAUGUGUCUUCAAUAGCUACAGUUGUAAAACAGAUCCAAUAUAUGUUCAAUAAACUGAGAAUUGACCAAGGAAUUUUACUUUUUUUUUUUUUUGAGCUGGUGACAUUUCUUAAUUCAACCAUUUUGGUUUAAAAAUUCUUGGUUUAUUAAAUAACCCAUCCUGUACAGCAAUGAAAUCCGACUCAAGUUGUUGAAGGAACAGUCCAAUGUUAGAAAUCAAUACAUUUAUUUAAAAUGUUGGAAUGUUCUGGUUUCCAUUUAAUACCCUCUGAAUAUAUUACACCUGUCAAAAAUUACCUACUAAGCCCUCAGCGAAUACUUUUCUAACAACUUACUUUGUACCCCUACUUUUACCCUUUGUCUCACUAUACCCCACUACCUCUAGAAUGUAAGCUCAUUGAGUAGGACCCUCCACCCCUCUGUUCCUGUACGUCGAGUUGUCUGGUUACAAUUAAAUGUCUGUUAGUCCACCCUUUGUACAGCUCUACGAAAUCUGAUGGCGCUAUAUAAAUAAUAAAAUAAUAAUAGUGAAAAGCCCCCAGGAGAUCAUCACCAGUCUCAUACUUCUCAUAAAGAAGAAUUGGGAUACAGGGUUCGUGCGGCAAUCACUGUGAUCUCACAGAGAAGCAUUUAGAUGAGUGCUUCUUUAUAAACUCACAAGGCUGAACUUGAUGGACGCAAGUCUCUUUUCAGCUAUGUAACUAUGUAACAAGACCUUGGCUGUCCCCUAGAUGGUCGAGAGGCAUUACCAAUGGAGUUUAUAAGAGAAAAUGGCAUUUUUUAAAAAAAAUAAGACAAAUGCUAACAUUCCUAAAACACUUUUUACAAGCCGAAGUGGCAUAAUGUACACGUUUUGUUAUCUGGCUUUGUAUAUUUUGUAUUUGUUACAAUAUUAAGAGGUGUGUAGUGUAGUGCAUUUCUGUAUUUAAAUCUACUAUAUUUGGUGUGUUUUGAUGAAUACUAUUGAAAUGAAAACUUUAUCUUGUACCCCUUUAACUCUUUCACAAUUAACAUCCCAAACUUGUCCUUCUCAUAGAAAAGGAUAACAAACUUCCACUUUUACUCUUGUGGGAACAUUAGCAAUCUAUUGUUACUUAAAGCAACAUUUUCCUUGUCGUUUUUAAAACCAUGUUUAUUCAUUCAACUGCAGAUAAUUUGCCAUUUUAAUAUUGGCAAGUUCUGUGAUGACUAUGAUAUGUCUUGUGUGUAUGUAUAGGAAAUCAAUGACUCACUGCUCCAGGAUGUUAAAAUCUGUUUUACAACUGUAGAUAUUACAGAGACAUUAUAGAUAUUGUACAUUGUAUUAAGAUGAAUGUAGACAGAGGUGAUCCAAGGCUUCCUGACACACAUUUGCACAAUUCUUAUUUUUUUUUUUUUUUACUUUAUAAAAGUGCUGUUUUCAAGAGAAUUCUGCAUUUUUAUAACACUCCUAAAUUUCACCCUCCCAGCUGUCAAUCAGAUAUCACAAAUCGAAAGGCAAUGCUUGGGAUUUCUGUGCAUGCACCCUGCCUGGCGAUACUUCUCUGUGAGAAGCAUCACUAAUUAUGACCUAGACAGAUCAAAGCUUUAUGGGAUAGGGCAGACACUCAACAACAUUUCAGCAUUAUAAGUAAAUAUAUUUAUUUAUAACAACGCGGUGUUCCUUGAAUGCGUCAGUAGGGCAAAGGGCAAAUACAUACAUUCACUGCGGAGGCCAAAUGGGUGACUGUAGAAACAUUCUUCACAUACGUACACCUUUUAAUCUACACAUUUUCUUUUGAUUUUACCAUCACUAUAUAUAGAUUACAUGUGUGUACCCACCUGAAACUGACCUAGUCACCCACAAUUUUUUAGUCGAUGACAAUUUUAAUUUACAGUGUACUUAAAAUGUAUUUGGGGAAAUGUCAACGUGUUAACUGGGGAACCAAAAUUUACAUCAUGCAGUCAUCCGAAUUGUUCCUGCUUUUCUAGUGCCGUUGUCUGGAUUAGAAAAGGGAUUUUUUUAUUCUGUGCCAAACCCUCCCUUUUCUUGUAUCCAACAACUUCUAAAUUGACUGACAUCUUGCAGUUCGUUCAAAAGACACCAAUUUCUUUUUUUAUAAAGUGUCGCUCCUUUAUCCAGUAACAAUACUGCUAUAGACAGUGUUUUGCGGUUCGUCACAUCAAUGGCCUGCAGCAGAUUUAUCAAGUGAAAUUCGUUAUUGCUGAUAAUGUGUUAAUUAAAGGGUUAAGGGCAUAUCAUAAUAAGUUUAGUUUUUGCUGGACAGUAUUAAACAUAGUGAGCAGACUUUCACCCCAAUCCUUGCAAAAUCGGACUGUCUAACUAGGCCUGAGAGUGGUGGGAGCCUGCACAAAUAGACUGAUGUUGGUGGGUGUGUAUAGUGUGCAUCGCAGUCAAAACCCUGUGUCUGAACAUUAAUAAACAGCAAGGGCUGCUAUGCCCUCUGGGCUCGAAAUAGCACAGCAUGCAACAAGGGAGAGGAGAGCCCGGCACAAGGAUGGAAACAGUAGUAUCGGAUUACAGUUUCAAAAUAUCGCUGGAGCACAUUAGCCGGCACUACGCUAUUAACUCGCUUUUAUAAUUACAUUGCUUAUAUGUUAAAGAAGGUUUUGUCUUACUUUCCAAUUAACAUGAUGGCACUUUUGGGACCACGUUAAAAACAUGUGGCACUGGGUUAAACUCUGAUAAUUAUACUAAGAUGCUUUUUCAAAAAAAAAAAAAAAGUUGUUUUAUAGACUUUUAAAAACAUUAUUAUUAAGACUAUGCACUUGUACUUCAUUACUUUGUUAUACGUAUUAAUGUGUCUUCUAAUUUUGGCUUUUAAUCAACUGCUUAUGGGUUUCUUUAGAGAAACUUUGUGUUGUUUUUAUCAGUAGUGAUAUUAAAUAGGUAUAAAUACUAUGUGUUGUAAUAAAUAACAUAUCACAGUGGAAGGCCUGUUCGGGUAGUUUAGUGUCAGACUGUUCUAAGAAGGGCCUUAUGCAGAGCCUGUCUUGUUUUAUAGCACCUGUCAUAGAUUUAUGUUUAUAGGAAAUGCUGUGAUCAGCAUUGCUGAAGAUUCUAUUAAAAUAUGGAGCAGGAGGAAGUCUGUGCUAUCCUUGACACUGCAGUUGUUGAUAAACUACAUUUCCCAUGAUGCUCGGCCAGGCUUUAGGCAGAGUGUGAUGGGAAAUGUAGUUUGCAUCUAUAGGCAGUGCCAAGCUUAGCCAUCACUAAUAACGGUUUCCACGUGUAUAUGUAUUGGGCUAAAAGUCUAAAGAAAACACUAAAUAGAUUGUUAGUUCUCUCGCUUUCUGCGUUGCGAAUACCCCGGCCUCUCUAACAGACUUCCAUUUCCUGAUCAAUGACUGCGUCCAUCAUGGCUUCAACCAUACACCCAGCUGUCACAGGGAUUGUAUAAGAUAUGCAUGCAUUUUCUCUCCCCUUGUCACUAGGUUGAGUCUCUAAACUAUUUCAGUGCAAGAAGUUCUGGAGCAGAAUUCUUUUUUUUAACUGUUCAUCAGUAGGCCAAGAUGUAGUUGUACUAAAUGACUUAAAUCCAAGAAAAAUUACUACAUCAUAAUGUUCACUAGAGGUUUCCAAAACAACUAUGCUCAAGGCCAGGACCCCCAGCAUAUAUCUGUGAAAUGUCCUGCAUUUUGCAGGGCAGUCCUGAUUUUGGAUUCCAGCCUUGUUUCCCUGUUUUGUUUUCUCUGGGGAUCCCAGAGAAAGUCCCAUAAUGCAUGGUGUAAACGCAGUGCCCGGCAUUUCUACUAGUGUGAAAAUAUUGGCUUUGGUUUUGUAGGUUGUUGGGGUUUUUUGUUUUUGUUUUUGUUUUUAUAGUAGCAUGACUUUGCUGACACCAGCAGAUGAAAAAAAAAAGUACCUGGCGUUUAUUAUCUUGAAUGUUUAUAAAAGUUACCACCAAUGUGAUUAAAACCAGCAUGGUAUAUACUCUGAUCAGCCACAACAUUAAAACCACUCACAGGUGAAGUAAAUAACAUUGAAUAUAUCGCUACAAUGCACCUGUCAAGGGGUGGGAUAUAUUAGGCAGCAAAUGAACAGUCAGUUCUUGAAUUUAAAAAAUAAUUUGUUGGAUGCUGGACUAAUGGGCAAGCUAAAAAGAUCUGAGUGACUUUGACCAGAGCCAAAUAGUGAUGGCUAGGCGAAUGGAUCAGAGCAUCUCCAAAACAACAAGUCUUGUAGGGUGUUCCCAGUAUGCUGUGGUUUGUACCUGCCAAAAGUGGUGCAAGAAAGUACAACCAGUGAACCAUUGUAAGGAUCAUGGGUGCCAAAGGCUCAUUGAUGUACGUGGGGACUAAAAACUAGCCUGUCUAGUCCGAUCCCACAGAAGAACUACUGUAGCUCAGUUUGAUGAAAACCUUAAUGCUGGCCCUGAUAGAAAGGUGUCAGAACAUACUGUACAUCACAGUUUGCUCUGUAUGAUAAUGUGAAGCAGCAGAAUGUUUAGAGUGCCCCCUGUCUACCUCUGAAAGCAUCUUCGUUGGGGGCUUGAACUGGACCAGGGAGUAAUGGAAGAUGGUUGCCUGGUCAUCUGUAUCACUUUUUCUUUUAGCUCAGCUGGAUGGCCGGGUGCAUGUGCAUCGCUUACAUGGGGAAGAGAUGAUAGCAGGAUGCACUAUGGGAAGAAGGCAGGCGAGCGGAGGUAGUUAUGUUCUGUGCAAUGUUCUGCUGGGAAACCUUGGGUCCUGGUAUUCAUGUGGAUGUUACUUUGACAUGUUCCACCUACCUGGAGAUUGUUGUAGACCACGUAAAACCGUUAAUGGCACUGGUGUUCCCUGAUGGCAGUGGCCUCUUUCAACAGAAUAAUGCACCCUGCCACACUGCAAAAAAUGUUCAGGAAUGAUUUGAGGAACAUGACAAAGAGUUCAAGGUGUUCCCUUGGCCUCCAAUUUCCCUAGAUCUCAAGCCGAUUAAGCAUCUGUGGGAUGUGCUGGAACAACAAAUCUGAUUCAUGGAAGCCCCACCUCGCAACAUACAAGACUUAAAUGAUCUGCUGCUAAUGUCUUGGUGCCAGAUACCAAUAGACACAUUCAGAGGUCUUGUGGAGUCAAUGUUGCGAUGCAUUAGAGCUGUUUUGGCUGCACUAGGGGGACCUACACGAUCUUAGGCAGGUGUUGUAGCUGAUCAGUGUAUAUGGCUGGGAUGCUAUAGGGAUGUGUUUUUCUUCUGUUUGUUGACUACAUUUCCCAAGUUUUUUUCCACAUAUAUAUGUAAAUAAAACUUUUGCCUGCCCCUCCCAGCGGACCCCCAGCAUCGAUGUAACCAUCGAGGGGUCUUUGAAAAUUCUGCAAAGUCCUAGACAGUGACAGUGCCACUUUAAAGACAUAUCCUUAUGAAUAAUAUUGCUGUGGAGCUCUGUUUUACACUCAGACAAUAUGGAGAUCCUAGAAAACAGGGACAUUAGAUUAAAAAGCGGAACAGAGGGAUUUGGACCCGAAAUAUGGAAUGACCCUACUAAAUAGGGACACUUGGCAGGUAUGCAUGCAUUGUGUGAUGUGUUUGGGUUAUUUGGUGGGUGGGCAGUCCCAAGCAAGGCCACUAGCAUUCAUUUCUGGCAGCUAUCUGCAAAUAAACAUAAGCAAUCUUCAUAUAAUCUAUAUAUUUGUUGGCACUUGCACCAGCAUAAUGUAUAUAGAUUAAUAGGUUGAUUUACUAGACGGCGUAAAUUGCCGCGCUGCUCCUAAAUUCAGUUAUGCUUGGAAGUCAGUUUAAAGAUCCAUGAUAUUUACUAUCACGGCUCCCAGGCUGGCUUCCGAGCGUAACUGAGCUCAGCCAGUGGAUAUAUUUCCCAAAUGUAAGUACUAAGAAAGCACAUGGAAAUAGCAGGUGUGAGUUUAUCAAUUAUAACUGCAGACAGUGACCCUUUAGAAUUAGUGCAAAUUGUAAAGCAAAUAAAAAAAGGUGAGUCAUUAGCAUAUCCUAAGAGAGAACCCUUAAGAUGUUUAUCUUAUCAGGGAUUAAUGAAUGUUCAGAAUUAAAGUAACACUCCAAGCACCAUAACCACUACAGUAUGCCCUCGUGCACUCCCAUUGCUAGUAGUAGUUUGACUUUUAACCUGUGGUCCACUGGAAGCCACUUCUUGCCUUCACCGCAAAUGAGACCUCUCAGCUCUAAGCUAAGUCUGGUGAUUCAAGGCUUAGCCUAUUGAUCAACUGACCUGCACUGAAGGACUUAGCUAGGUAUAGCUAGCAGAAGCUCACUGCGUGGAGCUUUCAUGGGGUCUGCCGAGAGGAGAGCAGUGGCUGGGACCCCAAGGUAAAAUGUCAUACCAAAGCCGACGUUCCUACAUACCCUCUUCACAUUAAUAAUAAUAAGGUGGGCCAAGAAAUCUCAAAUAAAAAAAAUGUAAACAAAAAAAAAAGCAAAAAACUAUUUUAUAUUUAACAUUUUAAGUCUUGUUUUUGUCAAACUUGGUUCUUUGGCCCCUAAAAAGACUAAAUAAAAGACCAUCAGAAUGUAUAAAAACUGUUUGAAAUUAAAGAACACUUGAAUAGCAAAACAAACAAACAAAAAAAACAAACAGAAAAGGCUGUAAUAAAAAUCUUAAUUGCAAUUCAAAAAAGGUGGAUGUGUAUGUGAGGCCAUAUGGGCUCCUGGCAGACUGAGUAUUCAAGGCAGGAAAGCCUUUAUAAAGUGUUGUUUUGUGUUUGUACAGCACGACAUUUGCAAUACUUUCUCAAGAAAGGCUAAUGUCUUGUUUCUUUUCACAUAUACACAAUUAAUUUAAUUAAAAAUGAAGGCGGGAAAGAGAGUACAUAUGUUUUCAAAGUAUCAAUGCUAAGCCAGUUUGACAAGCGAUUAUGAUAUACUCAGUUUAUAUUGGUCUCUAUUGUAAUGGUGUGGCGGGCCCUUUAAUUAUUUACACUUUGAGUAUUUAAGUUAUGCAACAAAUAUUCAGCGGAGAUUGUAUCACAAAGUUAACAUUUCACUUUUUUUUAUUUUUAUUAAAAAUAAAAUAAAAACAUGCAUGCAUAACAGAGAGUUCUUGGAAAAUGAUGGCAAUUUAAUGAAAGUUUUUCGCAGAGGAAAAAAAUUGACCUUUUGCCCAUAUGUAGUUAUGAAUAGGCUCUUGUGCUCCCUUUUAAAGAAAUGGCUCUGCUUAUUAAACAACAGUCCUGGAACACUUCACAUAGAAACACAGUGUACUCAUUCACAUGCAAAAGAGAAAGGCUUGUGUUUUAAAAUAAUAUUACCAAACGUCAAAUACAUUUUACUUAUUUUAAAGUUACUUUAUUUUUGUGUUUUUUUUUCUUCAUAUCUAUAUAUUUUUUUUAUAUAAAUACAAUGUGUAGGGUCAGCACCAAUUGCUAUAGAUGGCUCCCCACUAAGGGGUUCAUGAGAUCUUCCAUAGACUCCGGUAUUCUUGCACAUGUGAAAAUGUACGACGCCUUGUCUGCCAGGAAUUGAAGAAGAUGGAGGCACCAAGGAGAGAGAAGAGGAGGUGAGUUGUCCCAUUGUACAGCGCUACAGAAUCUGAUGGCUUAAAAUAAUAAUAAUAUAAUAAUAAUGUCCUUCAGAUAUAGUACCAUGUCUCAUGUGGGGUCUUUGCAGAAAUUCAACAUGCGACAUAUCUGCUGUAGAGAGUUACAGCAGUAUAGAAGUGACCCAUUAAGUUUCCCAAGAUAAUAUAUUAAAAUAUGUUGUUUAUAUACAUUUUUAUACAUUCCUUACCUAUGCCAAUUGCACAAGCAAGCUAAGGUAGCAGACAGCCCUUCUUCCCAGACCAGACAGAGAUUCAUCCAAAUAGGAGCCCCAUAGUCUGGUCUUUGGGGUCAGGUCCUCUGGGUGAAUCACAAGAAGUUUCUGAGAUAUGCAGUUCAGUCUCCUACCACAUUUUAAUUUGUUAGAUCAGAUAAGGGAAAGUGUCCACUGUACUGAGAGCAACUAUAGUUAUGUUUGUUUACUCAAUUUGUGCAGUGCCCAGUGUUCUCCUGAGACACAGGCAAACAGUCUCUGAGACAUGUGAGGGUAUUGAACAUGGUGUGCACAAGUCAUGCCAUUUUUGUGCAAAUGACUGUGGUUGUAAGACACUGUGUGCUGCAACAGAGUUAUUCAAAGCACCGUAACCUUUUCUAUAAGCAUAGACCCCAGAGUGGCACUUUUAAGAACCUGCAUUUUUGUUAAUGGAUCUGAGUAGUGAAACUAUAGAAGUAUGUGUCCUCAAAAAUUCUACUUGGAAUGCUUAGAAUAUCACUGUUUAGUAGAUAUGCCCCCAAUGAAAACAUGCAUGUAUUUAAUUAUGCAUAUUUUUAUUGGGGGUAUAUAUAAAAACAACUUGUCAAAGCUGCAGAUCUCUUGUCUGCAGCCUUUGCAAACUGUAGAAGGCACUUUCUGUGGCUGUCCAAUCAUAGACUUCUCAAUACAACUCAAUGAGAAUUGCUCUGGGUCAUUGCUGCCUCCUGAAUUUAGCUCCACUGUGUUAACCAAACCAGGAAGUACCAGGACCGGUUGUCUGAUUCAUAGUCAGGGGGUGUAACAGGGUUAAUUUUUUAAAAAGUGCCAAUUUCUAUUGAAAUCUGAACUUUUUGUACAAUUAAAAGAGGACAAACUAUUUGCAUAUAAAGCAUUCCAGCAAGCUAUGGCGCUUUAUUUGUGUCAAAAUCAAGAGCUUACCCCCAUUUAAUAUUUACAUUACAUUUAUGUUUCUCUACUCAUCGUCAUAAUUGUGCUGAAUAUUUUUCUCUGAUGCAACCUGUACCUUACCAGAAUGAACUAGCAUACUACUUCACUGGUUUCAGAUCUUUAAGUUACAGUUAAAAGUUGCUCCAAUGUUUAUUUGCAGUUUACAGAAUCCAUUUCCCGUACUUCAGUAUCGUUUCAGCUUCAUGAUCUUCUCCACAAAUCAUGACACUUUGACUGCCUUUCACAUUCCAUCAAAGCACGGCAGGUGAGACACAUGCCAUCUACCUGUCAGUGAAGAUGUAACAGCGUGAACAGGUUUACCUUAAUGCUCCUCUGUGUAGUGUAAUCUGAUGCUGCUGGUUGUCAGCUCUUAGUUGUCAGAGGUUUUGUCCUCUUGCUGUGUGUCCAGUAAGUAUUCCUGUCUUGUCUCGGCAUGGGUCGAGGUGUGUCACUGCGGCUAACAUGAAACAAGCAAGCAGCAGGUUUAAUGUGCCUCUGUUUUCUGAUUAGAAAACAAAUCCGAUGCAGGUUCACAACAAUUUGUGUCAGAACCUGGUAUAAUGUGAAGAUGAUGUACAUUUUAAAUACUCUAAAAGCUUAGGGAAGAGAUUUCAUGGCAAAUGCAACCCACAAACAACAGUGUUGUGUUUAGCCAUUAAUGGCAUAGUGUGCCCCAGUCCCAUUCUCUUGCUAUAACCCUUUGUCAAGUGAAAAUUUACUUUUGGCAAGUAGAAAUUCACUCCUGGUAAGUGUGCCACUGACUCUCCAGGCUUGCAGUGGUAACGUUUAAAGCCUGCCUAGUAUUUUAGGACUUUAUAUUUUAAACUCUGAUCUAGUCUUUUCUGCAUUUAAGCAAUUGUUAACCUCAAUAGUGUUUUAUAUAUUGUGUUUAUUUUCGCAUAAGAGUUCUCACUGCGGAAUUUUGAUAAUUCAAAGUUAACUCCCAAAGUCCCGGGGUAAGCAACUGUGGCAAAACAUUGUAGUAUGGUUACAUUUCUAACGCACCCGGUUAGAUUAUCAGUAAACUAAGGAAUACAAUAUCUAUGUUCAUAUACAAUGUUAGCACAUUACAUUUCCAGGAUGUUUAAUUCAAAUCAUUUUACUUGAAGUCCUGUCCGUUUGACUUGCGUUUGAAUAAGCUACAUGCUUUCAUCUAUAAAAUGUGCUAGCCAUAAUGCUCACUAAUGUUUCAGUUAGUGAUUGGGACCCAAUAAUUGACCAGCAAGCUAUUCUGAAACAAGCACAUUGUACUUAUUAAAAUAUAUAUCUAGUUUAUUACACUGGUGGCACCAGUAUCUUGUUAAGGAGAUGGCUACAUGCUCUAUAAAAGCAAACUACAAUAAAAAAAAAUCUUGCUAGGAUGACACACGUCAUUUGUAGGCAGCUGCCUGUGUCAGAGAUUGACACACGUAGCACGGGAUGUGGACCAAUAUGUUCUCAAAUGAAUCUAACGUUUAUUGUUACAUUUUCCAUGUGUUGUAAGUGCUGGUGAAGGUGUAAGUUUCCAGCAUUACAGAGCAGGGGGGAUUUAACUGUUCAAGUCAGCAAAGAAUCUCACCAGAAAUAACCCCACCACCCCCAAAAGGGGGCAAUAAAUCUGGUGGUAGCUUGACGAUGAUACAGAAGUGAAAUUCUGAAUGAAUGGGCAAUAAGGUGAAAAAAUAAAUACAAUUCUGCGAACCAGCAAAUCUCCCAGCUGAACCAAGUUACAUCAUGGCUGUACUGAAAAUAUGCAUAUGUAGACAUGUUAAUGUUAACAUUGCUAUUAAAACAAGGCCAGCAAGUACUCUCUGCCAACAGAAUUUUUAAAAUGUUAAUUUUAGUGUAUAUUUGAUUAACUAUUUACUAAAAUUUCCAAGUUUGGACAGAAUCUACAUAAAAAGACUAAUAUUAAUUUAUUAAUAAAGCUAGGUCAAUAUAAGAUUUAUAAUGUUUGCCUAUCUUUUAUAUUCGAUGUGCCAUUUAUAUUGUCAAGUUAAAUGCUAAUGGGCUUGCUGUCGAGAUCCUACUAAAACAAUGAUGGAAUGGUAGGAAAAUGUUUAAUCUCACGAGUUGCUGGCUAAAGAAAUGAUGGACAGUUCAGCUCUUCAGGAUUUCAUAUGUGGAUACUAUUCUGUAUAGGAUUUAAAGGAUCACUAUAGGGUCAGGAACACAAACAUGUAUUCCUGAUCCUAUAGUGUUUAACCCACCAUAUAGGUGGCUUGCCCCCCUAUAAAAGUUUAAAAUUCACCUUAUUUCCAGCGCUGCGCAGGUCUGCCGGUGCUAGCUCCGCCCCUUUGUGACUUCAUCAAACAGCCAAUUUGUAGCCAAUCUAAUUGGCUUAAAUCGGCACAGGGGCGGGACCAAAUGCCGUUUUGGCCAAUCAAGACCUCCUUAUAGAGAUGCGUAGAAUCAAUGCAUCUCUAUGAGGAAAAUUCAGCGUCUCCAUGCAGAGCGUGGGGACGCUGAAUGUCAUGGCUGCUUUUUCGGCAGCACUGACCCAGGAAGCACCUCCAGUGGCCAUCUAAUGAGUGGCAAGUUGGAGGUGUCCCUAGAGGCAAUGUACCAUGCAGAGCGUGGGGACGCUGAAUGUCAUGGCUGCUUUUUCGGCAGCACUGACCCAGGAAGCACCUCCAGUGGCCAUCUAAUGAGUGGCAAGUUGGAGGUGUCCCUAGAGGCAAUGUAAACACUGCCUUUUCUCUGAAAAGGCAGUGUUUGCAUGAAAAAAGCCUUAAGGGAGCUAUUAUACUCACCAGAACAACUACAUUAAGCUGUAGUUGUUCUGGUGACAAUAGUGUCCCUUUAAUCGGUUCCUGUUUACUGGUGGUUGCCUUGACCAGAACUUAGUUUUGCAAAUAUCAGAUGCUCUUUCACAGUUGUAUGAAAAUACAGGAAACGCUGUGUGAAUUAUUAUUGUCAGUAGUGAAACAGAGACAAAAAGUGAUGGGGAGGGGGAGUAUUUGAUGUAAGACAAAAGAGGGGCUAUCUGGGUUUGGGGGUGAGCUUAGGUGUGAAAUAUGGAUGCAAUAGGAAUCAUGCGCAGCUUAAAUGCAAAAUAAUGGACAACAUUUUUUAUUGAUUUAUAUAUUUUGCAUUUAGCACUAGCAUUAAUUAAUUUAACAAUACAUUACAUUUUGUAACUUAAAACUAUUUUAGCAUGAUGGCUGACCACAAGUUUACACACGUGAUGAGAUGUUCACGUUGUUUUGUACAGAAUAUAUUUUUUGUAUUUAUUUGUAUUCACCACAUUUAUCACCGCUAUAUCUGCUGUCUUGGUGAGGAUAUUAGAUGAACACGUAUGGGAGUGAUUUAUCAUAGUGGUCUAAAGUACUAAAAGUGGGGCAGUCACCAUGGAAACCACAAGGCACGUUCCAUUGGUGACUCCUCCCCGUUUACAUUUUUGUAUUACAUUUUAGAACAGAGCACUUUGAUAAAUCUCCCCUAUAAAUGUUAUUUUUUUUUUAUUUUUUUUUUUUAUUUUAUUUAUUAUUUACAAUUUUUUUAACUGCAGCUGGAUAGUACGUGCCCACCACUCCUCUCCACCCCAUAAUGAAUGUGGUAUUAUGAGUAGUGUAAUGAUUUUGGAGAGGGCUGAAAGGGUUAACUGGAAAAUAAAGCUAUGUUGGUUGUUUAGAGAGGAACAAAUUUGGUGAAAAAGAUGGUUGUCGCCAUAACCGCGGCUAGGUUUGAGUAAUACAUACUCGGCACGCAUUGGUUUUGUUUUGUGGUAAACAUUUUAUAACACAAAAAGGAUUGUGUGCAUGUUUUGAUUUAUUUAUAUAUAUAUUUAACUGACUGUUGAUUUCCCAUAGGCAAACUGCUGUAUCUGGUCAUUUCCUGUAAGAGGCUGACAGGAAACAAACCAAAAAACUAUACUUCCCCUCCAGAUUAAUAGCCGUACUACUGUUUGCUCAUCAGCCUCAUAUGUACUACCAGAUAGAUGCCUGUGUAUUGGAAGGAACGUCCGCCUCUUUAACAUCUGUAGUGUCUUGUCAUGUCACAAAUAUGUGUUAUUCCAGGUUGUAUACAGUAAUUCUCAGCGGUGAUAGCCUUGGCAAUAAGUCUAAACACAGGACUCACACCACAAGAAAUGCUAAUAUAAAUAUAGUUUUAUUAUGAAUAGUAAGGGACGAUAACAAACGUAUAAAAAGGCAAACCGAAAGUGGUAAGGCUAGAAAAUAAACAUUUGCCAACACAGCUCACAUCAAUCGCUAACCAGACACAAUACUUGAGGAAGGCACCUGAGGGUGCCAAAACGUUGUGUGUUUUUUUUUGGUGUCUUGUGUUUUGUCUUUGAGCUGUGUUGCUGUCUGUUUUUUUCUAGCCUCAUCACUUUCUGUUUGUCCUUUUAUAUGUUUGUUAUUGUGACACUAUUUAUAAUAAAGCUAAGCUAUAUUUAUUUUAGCAUUGCUUAUGGUGUGCCUCAUGUGUUACUUAUUGCUUUUUUUGGGGGGGGGAACCCAGGGGUUUAUCUACUUAGGAGUGCACCUGUGCAUUUACGUUUUGGAUACUAUUUACUCUUCUAUGUGUGCUAAUUGUUAUUGGAUAACCUUGGCAACCCACUUGUUUGUGAACUACCUAUCCCAUAAUCCUAAGCCAGCCAAAGGGAGCUACCCAAGUCAAAAGACAGUGAUAAUUUGAUUAGACAAAGUACUUUAUUUUGCCAUUAUUAACCCUUUAAGGACACAUGACAUGUGUGAUCUGUCAUGAUUCCCUUUUAUUCCAGAAGUUUGGUCCUUAAAGGACCACUCUAGGCACCCAGACCACUUCAGCUUAAUGAAGUGGUCUGGGUGCCAGGUCCUUCUAGGGUUAACCCAUUUUUUUCUAAACAUAGCAGUUUCAGAGAAACUGCUAUGUUUAUGAAUGGGUUAAGCCUUCCCCCUAAUCCUCUAGUGGCUGUCUCAUUGACAGCCACUAGAGGCGCUUGCGUGCUUCUCACUGUGAUUUUCACAGUGAGAGCACGCAAGCGUCCAUAGGAAAGCAUUGUAAAUGCUUUCCUAUGCGACGGGCUGAAUGCGCGCGCAGCUCUUGCCGCGCGUGCGCAUUCAGCCCAGGAGGAGGAACGGAGGAGGAGAGAAGGAGGAGAGCUCUCCGCCCAGCGCUGGAAAAAGGUAAGUUUUAACCCCUUUCCCCCUUCCAGCGCCGGGCGGGAGGGGGACCCUGAGGGUGGGGGCACCCUCAGGGCACUAUAGUGCCAGGAAAACGAGUAUGUUUUCCUGGCACUAUAGUGGUCCUUUAAGGGGUUAAGUAAGUUUUAUUACAUCAUAAAACCUAGGGUCUUAUUGACUAAGUGUUCCCUAGUUGUGUAAAACAGCAAAUAUCAGGUGGAACCUGAAAUGACUAAUUAUCUCCACACACUUCCGAUUUAAUAUACGCAUUUGCAGUAUUUAGUCCACCUUUACUUCAAACCAUUUAAAUAUGUUAAAAGCAUAUCUGGCAAGUCUACUUUAAGCCCCACUGAUCCUUAUACUCCAGUCACCAGAAUAUUUUAUGCUCAGUACAUGGGUUAUGGUGUGGGGAUGUUCCCAGUCUCCCUCCACAGAUUUGCUUAUAACUGCAGCAAUUUACAGAUAUCACUGCAGAUAAAAGCUUGUGCCCUCCCGCCGGUAGGCGAUAUCACCAAGCCACAGAGGGGUAGGUGGAAUAUCAGUAAUUGUAAUUAUAGUAUGUAGCUGCUGAAACGUCCCAAAAAUAUCACCAAGCCAUACUUCCUACACUUCCCAUCCUAAUAUUGAUACAGUGUAUGCACUGUACAAGUCCCUACCCACCCAGACAGGCUCCUUCACAGGUUAGUGUAAAAGCGCGCAUGUUUGUUAAUCUAGUCACAUUUAAUCACCUUUUCUGAAAACUGUGAAAGGAGUUGUCAAACGUUCGCAUUAUAUUGCAAAUGCCGGCGGGCCGGGCUUUAGUGUUUCCAGGAGAAACCCCCGAUCUUUAUUUAACGACUCUUACAAUGUUACAAAAAAACUAUGUCAUAUGAAUGGCCGCUCUACAUUUUUAUGACUCUGCUGUUUUUAGGGGUAAAAUUCCAUUGGGCAGUUUUCAAUAUGUGGAGACUAGUUAAUCAAUGCAGCAGAUACAUAAUUAAAGUAUUAAACUGUUCUAGUGAACUUUUACAAAGCAUCUGACCUUUCCCUCAGACCAUUAUAUCACGGAACCCUGCCAUCUCAUUUCCUAUCACACCCCCGUACAGUGUUACGUUCACAUGAUUGGUUCUUAAUAAGGUUUCUCACUGAAUCAGAAUAAGGAAGAUACAGUACUCGCUGCAAAAUAUAUUUAUGUUUUCUUCCUCUUGUAAUAUCUUUGAAAACAAGAAGAUGGAAUAUCACAUGAUGGUCUUGUGACCGAUAUUAAAGAUCCCCUUUUAAGAAGCAAUGUGUGUAGUGUAAAUGGAAAAUUAAUUCACUCAUUUUCACCUGUUAACCUAAUGCAAUAGAUCUCUUGCCAUCAGAGAAUAUUCUAGAAUAUUACAGCAUUGCAUGCAGCCUGUAACCUUGUCUGACCCACAGACACAGCGCACUUAGUAGCAUACAUGUUUUUACUUAAAGGGCUACUCCAACCACCAUGACCACUUCAGUGAUUUGUAGUGGUCCUUGUGAUGGAGUCAGUAUGUGCAAUGUUUCAGCUUGAACCAUUGCACAUACUGAGAUAUUCUUAAUUGCGUGCUGGGGGCUAGUUGCUCCCCCAGCACACGUGAUAUUGGCAGCCCAGAACUGAAUUCAAUUCUGUGCAUACAUUACAUCAGUGGUCAGCACUCACUGCACACAGACAACACACGUGCAGAUCUUCCUUUCAAAGGCAGAACUCUCCCCUAGCACCCUUCCUCCCAGAUGGGCAAUCCCUCCGCGCCCCCUCCAUUGCCGGCUGUUCUUUUAUUUUUAGAAGCAAACCCCACUCCCUCUGCCACCCUCCCCAUGCCAGUCCAGACCGCACUCAUGCGCUCUGAGCCAGUAAAAUGGCCCAAUGACAGCCUGUGAUUGAACGUCAUGUGGCCCCAGUGAUGUCUGAAGGUGGUUUGGAAAAACAGCGCUGGGAGCUUUGCCAGGUGCUGUUUUUUAUGUAAGUAAAACUUUUUACAGGUUUUAAAGGGCACAUUGCACCAGGAAGGUCCCCCCUCUCAGUAUGUGGAACAAUGUGUGCAAAAACUUAAUAUUUGUCCUUAAAACAUUAAAAUUAAUGUAAUGAAACCUGUAUUCCUAAUGUAUUCCUAUUUUUUACACUUUAUAUAUUUAUGCUCCCCACUAAUGUAAAUACAAUUUGUAAGAAGAUAGUUUUACUUACCUCUUUUUCAGUGCUGAGAUUGAGACUCUGCAGUCGCUGGACCUGCCUCUGUGAUGCCAUGCCGUAACUUCCUGCAUCGGAACGCUGAGUUAAAGGGACACUAUAGUCACCCAGAAAACUUCAGCUCAAUGAAGUGGUCUGGGUGCCAGGUCGCUCUGGGGUUAACCCUGCCUGCUCUGAAACUGCUAUGUUUACAUUUGGGGUUAAGCCAGCCUCUAGUGGCUGUCUUCCUGACAGCCACUAGAGGCGCAUCUGCGACGCUGGAGGCAUAUUAUGCCUCCAUCACACAGAGCGUCCAUAGGAAGGCAUUGAAAAAUGCUUUCCUAUGGACACUUUGAAUGCGCAUUCCGCUCCGCUGACGUCAGACGGGGGAGCUGAUGUCGGCGGGGCAGGAGAGGUUAGGGAGCCCGGCUGUGGAAGGUGAGUAACUGAAGGGGUUUUAACCUCUUCAGCACCACGGGAGGGGGACCCUGAGGGUGGGGGCACCCUCAGGGUACUACAGUGUCAGCAUAAAACUGAUUUGUUUUCCUGACACUAUAGUGAUCCUUUAAUGUUGGAGGUUAGCUGUCACAGACAAGUUUGACUGGGUUCUCACAGGAAAAGCGGCUCUAGUGGCUGUCUACCUGGCGUAUCUUCUAAACUAAUGUCUUACAUUGCAGGGUUAAAACUAAAGGACUACUGCAUCCAGACCACGCCAUCUAGAUGAAGUCUGGGUGCUUUUAUUGGUCCUUAGACAGAAAUCUUCUCUGCACCUCUUAUUGGUUGUACUUUGGGGAUAUCCUGCGGACCCCAAAAAGUGUUUUUUGUUUUUUUUUUGUUUUUUUUUUUCCUUUAAGUAACAAAUUCUGGAUCCGUCUUGUUAAUUUGAAAACUGACAGCACUGUUUUGUCCUAUUUGUUUGUACUGAAAAUUUGGUGUACUUACUGUAUGUCUUUUUCUGUUAGUGUUGUGGAUAUCUGCACGUUAACAGUGCUGUCAGUGCUACAGCAAUAUGUAGGCAGAUUAUGCUCAAUGAAUGUUUCGAACCUAUUGCUUUAUUUCGAGGAGGGAGGAAUGGUAAAACAGGUUUGCGUGGAUGUGAAGCAUAUGGGAUAUGUAUGAGUGUUUUAGAAAAAAUGUCCUAGCAUUAUAUCUCGGAGCAGCACACUGAAUGGUUUGUAUUUUUUUGGUUUUCUUUUCUAAUGCAGUCUUCAUUGGGUGUAGAUUUUUGAAGUAGCAAAGUGCAUUAAAUUACAAGUAAAGAUCUGGCAAAGAUUUAGUUUAAUUUAUUGUUUACAUCACAAAAACCAUCAACUCAUAGCAAAUAAAAAUCAACUGUACAUUCUUUUAAUACCGUUUUAAAAUGUGUUACAGUGUCUGUAUAUAGAUUUUUUGUAAUUACUGACAUUCCCGUCUUGUAGCGGAGUAAAAAUAUUCAGGAAAAGUAGAAAAAGUGUGAUUUGUGGUUCUGAGAUUGACAAGACCCUCCCCAUCAUUUAACUCAAAGAAUCAUUAAUACUGAUCAAAGCAUCACAAUAUUUUCACCCUUCACUUUGAUUUUACAUGUACAUUUACGAGUGUUCUAAUUAGUUACUAAGUGUCCAAAUAGAAAAUCAGACAUGGUGCUCAGAGCAGGAAAAUCAAACAUUUUCCCAGAAAGUGAUCCAGAUCUGUGUCUGGGUAUUGACUCAUGUUGGACUAUAUGGUUUGUUUAGGAAAUGUAGACAUGUCUUGCGCAAACACUAUACCAGACUUUAGAAGUUGAGUGAUGGGUUUUGUAUGUUCUAAGUGAAGUAAAAUAACUUUUUGUCUCAUGUGUAAAGUAGUCCCACAUUAAACCGGUGGUUGUUUGAAGAAUAGACAGUCACGUGCAGGGGAAAUGAGUCAUAGCUUCCUAAAUCAGGGAGAUGAACCGGCCUUCUGGAGACUAGUAUGAAGCCACUUUUAUCAAGUUAAGUUCCUUGCCUAAAGAGCUUACAAUUUCUGAUGUAUCCAAUUUGAAUAAUUAUUCAUAUAGUUCUUAAAUGGAAAUUACUAGUCAAUAUCCUAAAGAAAUCCUUUAUGGUUUAUUCCCUAAACAUGGGAUUGUAGUGAAUUGAAAGUCGAAUGGCACAAUUUAGGCUACCAUAGCCAAGCAGACGAUAGCUGAUUUACUUAUAUUUCCAGUAUGGUUGUCAGUUCAGUACAAUUUUGUGUUUAGUUUUUGACAUAAAUAUCAAAAUAACAGUGCUUCUAUUUCAGAUUGUUUACAUUGUUAUAUUUUAUUCUGGCAACAGCCUCAUUUUAAAAUGUAAUGUGUCAUUGAAGGAAAUAAAUAAAGCCUUUCGAGGAUAAUAUGUAAAUUAUAUUUUAACCUGAAUUUUGCUUCAUAGUCGGCACACUCCCACAACGCCGAGAUGUAAAUCAAAACCUUUCAUGUAUAGACGACAUUUUAACCCCUUAAGGACACAUGACAUGUGUGCCAUGUCAUGAUUCCCUUUUAUUCCAGAAGUUUGGUCCUUAAGGGGUUAAAGGGACACUAUAGUCAUCAGAACAACUACAGCUUAUUAUAUUUGUUAUAGUGAGUAGAAUAAUUUCCUUCAGGCUUUUUGCAUUUUUGGUUUUGUUUUGUGGUAAAUAUUUUAUAACACAAAAAGGAUUGUGUGCAUGUUUUUUUGCAUUUUUUUUUUUUGAUAACUUCACUGGCCACUCCUUAGAUGGCUGCCAGAGGUGCUUCCUGGGGCAGUGCUGCCAUUCAGUGUCUCCAACCUCUGCAUGCAGGUACUGAAAUUUCCUCAUAGAGAUGCAUUGAUACAAUUUAUCUCUAUGAGGAAAUGCUGAUUGGCCAGGGCUGUGUUUGACUUGUGCUGGCUCUGCCCCAGAUUUUCCUCCUUGAAGGUCUCAGCCAAUCCAAUAGGGAAGCAUUGUGAUUUGCUCAGAACACCACUUCUGAUGAUGUCAGCAGACAGCAGGCAGGUCAGAGGCAGACAGGGGCAAAGCCAGGAUCUAUAGACGUUAAUACAAGUAAGAUUUUACUAUACUUAGAGAAGCAAGGGGGAACCAGGGGGGCUAGAUGGUGAUUUUAACACUGUAGGGUCAGGAAUAUAUGUUUGUGUUCCGGACUCUCUAGUGUUCGUUUAACUGAGUUAAUUAAGUGAGGAAUUAAUUAAAGGACUAAUUAGAGGCCAAAAUAGCUAAACUGGAAAAAUGAUCUAAGUCAGCUAUGCUUCCAGUCCAUUGAAACAAAGUUGUUAUGGUGCCAAGAGGUUCCUGGCGCUCGCUCAUUUAAAGGGGUUGAACUGUUCUCAAACAGCUUAACCCCAAAGUCUUUGCUCCAGUGCACUAUCUCCCUGCCUCUCUGCCCUUACAUUUUCUAAUUAUCUCUAAACCUGGAGGCUUUUGCAGAAUUGGACAGCAGUGCUGCUGAUUGGCUGAGAGCUGUCAGCGGCUUUCGUUAUAGAGCUUUUUAGAAAACAGAAGGGCAGAGAGUCAGGGAGAUUAGGUACUGGAACAAAGACUCUGAGGUUAAAUUGUUUGAGAAUGGUUUAAGGUGAGCUGGCACCAUAACCACUUAAUUUUGGCAAAUUAGUUGCGUUGCGUAAACUGUUUCCUUAAGUGAUUUAAUAAUGUGUUUAUAGGUUUUAAGCUACCUAAGGUUAAAGAUGUGAGAUGUGGAUAUACUGCUCCAUGUUACAAAUGUAAUAUAUUAUUUUAAAGCAGUUACACACAUUUUGUAGGACACUGAUGUAUGGAAGAACAUUUAGAGGAAAGUUACUUUCCACCAACCUGCUAAAAAGUGCAAUGGCAUUCCAAAUAGCUUAAGUUACGGUGAUGUAUGGAAAUGUUUGCAUGUAUGAAUGCUAUAUUUGGCGGCAGACAUUACUGAAAUAUCACAGCUAUACAUACAGAAUAAUACAUUACGUAUUUUUUUGGUAUUUUUUUUUUUUUUUUAAAUACACAUAAUGAGACAUUCCAGGUUGGAUGAGACCCCCAAUUUCAAUGUAUUAUGAUGCAUUAAAAAUAUGCAAAAAAAAUCUUUAUAAAUUAUUCAAGAACUGCUUCUUCUUGCUGUGUGUGCUUCUCAGACCAAGAAGUAGCUGAUACUAUCCAUUUAUUGUCAGUGGGAGAACAGAGAAAAAUCUCCAACCGUGCUCUGCAAAGGUUUAUGGGAUAUGUAGUUCAGCACGUCAUACCAUACUCCGUGUGUAGGAGACUCAACAAAAGACUCAGUGAGAGAAAAGAUAAAGUGUCCUAAACACGUCUUUCAUCCGGUGUGCCGUGCUGCAAUGCAUUUUCCCCUGGGGCUGACUGAGCAUCAUGGGAAAUGAAGUCCAGACACAUCUGAAGUGCCAUGUUUUAUAGUUUUAUCAGUAAGAAAACGAAUUUCCCAAGUUUGCUAAUAUUAUGCACCUUGCAGUUACUAUACUAUGGCCAUGAUAUCUUCAAGAAUAUAAUAAUAUAUGUACAGAUAGCAAAGCUACAUUGUUUUUUAAAGUUUCUAUCCUAGCAAUUCUGUGCUUUACUAGUAAAACCCUCUUUUCAGUUUGGUGACUUUCUGUUGUUUUAAACAGCAACCUAAAUAUCCGUGUUUAUGUCAUGCUCGCAGGAAAUGUUAUGUCUGUUGUUUACAUUUUUUUAGUAUUUUUUUACAGAUCAGAUGAAAUUAAGUUCUAGAGGUUUUCACAGACUCUAGAGUCGAGGCCUGCAAGCAAGUGCCAAGCCAAUGCCUUUCUAUAAAAAAAAAAAAAAAAUAGGAAAAUCAAUCUUUUCUUCCCUGAUUCGAGCUUGGAAACAGCUCCUUUUCCAUGUCCACUGCUGCCCCCAUGCACUGGGGGGCUGUCUCAUUGUCUUUGCAGUUAAUCCAUUGACAAUCCUCUGGGGGCAGCCAGUACAGUGACAGAAUCUCACUACUUAGGCUGCUACAACUCAAUUAGAUGAGUAUAUACACUGCAGAGAAAUCUAGUUUAUUUCCUCAAUGGCAGAUGGAUGCUACUGUGUGUGUUUUUGUUUUUUUUCUUCAGCACCUCCUAUUCUACAAAAGAGAUGAACCUGUGUUUUAUCAUAUGAAACCACAGUAUACAUCAGUCUUUCAAUAGUGCAAUGUCUAUGUCCCUUCUGCCCUUGUGAGGCAGGGGAUAGUAUAAAAUUCCCCCCCCCCCCAGCAUUCCACCAGCAUCCAGAAUAAUAAUUCUGGGACCAGAUUUAGCCUAUGUAUGGACUAUCCUUUAUCCAUAAUUACUUGUCUCCAUUUCUGGGUAGUUAAAUGACUCAAUACGGACUGUCCUUUGUAAGCACAAAAUAAAUCUGUUUAUUAAUUGUGCCGUAAUAGGGAAUGUCUGUGCUCUCUAAAUUAAAGACUUACUCAGGCACAUAUAUUCCCUUUAUUAAGGGAGAACACUUGAUCUGAAUAUGAGUUCAGAAAUACACUCUUGCCUUGUUUUGGGUCGUGAAGCUACAUCUUUUUUAGAAUCCUUUACAUUUCCCCAGAUACACAGAUUCACAUCUUGAUAAUUGCAUAAUUAACUAUUCUGGACCAGUAGAAAUGCUUUAACUAAAGAGGCACUGCAAAUUCUACAGCUACGUAUGAUUUGUGAACAGAGUAUGGUGUCAAAGAACACCUUUGUUCCUGUUUCCCUACAUCAGGUACAUUGUAACAGCUGUGUUUUCCAAAAAUCACAGCUACAGUUCUUAGGCCACCCAACACUCUGUGGCAUCAUAAGGGAAGUCUGUGGUACACCCUAUAUACACAAGUUGAUGUACACUGUGUACAGGAAGCGCUGGCUAUUGCUGUAAAGGUCCUUGUUAAAUUUACUGCAGCCAUACUCAUGCACAUGUAUGACUGACAUAAUUUGUGAAAACACAGAUUGAAGGUGUUCUGCAAGCUAAUAGAGGCACACUGCAGUUUCUAUUGGCGGAUAGAAUAGACUCAUUCACACGUUUUCAUUAAUUAAACUACACAUUAUUUUUGAACUACUGUUCAUCAGGGAUUAUGAGAGAUGCAUAAUUGGAAGGACUAGGAUUGACUGAGAAGCCUCAUCCAGUUCCUGGCCUUUGCAGAUUUGCAGCAUUGACAUUUUGAGGGUGUUUCUAUAAAUGUUAUUAUAGCCGUUUGGUACAUGUUUUUUAUGUAUUUAUUAAAGCAUGAAUAUCUUCUCUCUUAUUUCUUGCAGAUAUAUGUUGGCUAAGGCAGGAAAGCGAAAGUUUGACGAGCAUGAAGAUGGGCUGGAAGGCAAAGUGGUGUCUCCCACAGACGGACCAUCUAAGGUGUCCUACACUUUACAGCGCCAGACUAUCUUCAACAUUUCCCUCAUGAAACUCUACAACCAUCGGCCACUGACAGAGCCACGGUUGCAAAAAACAGUUUUAAUAAAUAACAUGCUUAGGCGAAUUCAGGAGGAACUGAAACAAGAAGGUAGCCUAAGGCCUAUGUUUAUCAGCACUUCUCAGCCUACCGACCCUCUAGGUGACACCUACCAGGAGGCUCAGCCUGCAUUCAGCCAUCUUGCCUUGCAGCCUGUUCAACCUGACCUAGUAAGCACUACACCACUAGAGUCUUGCCUCACCCCAGCCUCCUUGCUUGAGGAUGACACGUUUUGCACUUCCCAAACAGUCCAGCAGAAUGGUCCUAUCAGCAAACUACCAUCACCUCUUCCAACACCUUCUCCGCCUUCUGUCCAGCCAGUAAAAGACAGUUUUUCCUCAGCUUUGGAUGAAAUUGAGGAGCUUUGUCCAACAUCUACCUCAACAGAGGCAACAGCAACAGCACAUCUCAAGGAUGAAUCUGUUGCGUCUGGUACACUUAAGCCUGAGGGAACACAAGAGAGCAGAACAAGUGAGCCAAAACUAAUGGAUUCCCUUCCUGGGAAUUUUGAGUUGACAACAUCCACUGGCUUUCUUACUGAUCUGACAUUGGAUGAUAUUCUUUUCUCAGAUAUUGACACGUCCAUGUACGAUUUUGACCCUUGCACAUCUAAUGCUGGAACAACCUCUAAAAUGGCACCAGACGAACUUCUGAAAACAUUAUCUCCUUACAGCAGCCAACCAGUCACCCCAAAUCAGCCUUUUAAAAUGGACCUUACAGAAUUAGACCAUAUCAUGGAGGUUUUGGUUGGGUCCUAAAGCAAACUUCACUCGAACGGAUUUAAAGCACUUUGCAUGCGUACUCUCUUGCCUUUUGAGAAGAAGGAAUAACAAACAAACAAAAAAAACAACAAAAACAAGGAUCGUGAUAAAGCUGUAUUGGAGUGCCUUCUGUAUGAUCACUUGGAGAUAUUUUAUAAAUAAUUCUCCAAGGAUAAUCAUACCACAAUUCUCUAAAGAUUGCAUAUUCCAAACCAUUGAAUAACUCGAAAACAUCAGUUUGUUGUAUAUGUUAAGCACAAGAAUUACGUUGGGAUGGGUGGGGGGUGGUACUGCUGUAAAUUGCAUGUGCAUAAUUGUCUAUUUUUUCAAUAAGUUUUAUUGCAAAAGGUAAAAAUUUUAUUAUUUAGGUAAUCAGAGCCCCUUUUUGGCAUUUUAGUCCUUUUUAGGUUAAAUUAUAGAGUUAAGAAAUGGAGGCAUUAAUUACCGCUUUUACAGAAAAAAAAAAUGUACAAAAAAAAACCCAACAAAACUUGCAUAUACAUAGCUGCUUAGAUACCGCUGUCCAAAUGUUUUUUAUAUUUUUGUACAGAUUCUGUCAUUUAUAAUGUUUUUUUCUAGGAAAAAUGGGGAGAAAAAAAUUGGUGUUUAUACACAAACAAUUACUUUUGUUUCGUAUGAAUUUCUUCACCACUUAUAAUGUACAAGCUAGGCCUGAAAUGUUAUUACACACCAUUGAAUUAUUUUUUUGUCUAUGGUGUGAAGAAAAUAUUUAAUUGAAACUCCUAUUAUAAAAAAGGAGAACAAUUUCACCACCAGAGGGCAGCAACAACUUAGCCUAACUUAGCCUAACUGUGAGUUGCACAUUGUUUUUGGGAGGGGUGCGUGGGGUUAAGGAAUGGCCAUGAAAUAUUUUGUCAUCUUAUUGAAAGUAUUUAUUCCACAUUGAUAAAUGUAUUUAUUUUUCACAAUCAAUGUUUUAUACGAUCCCCAUGGAUUGCACAGAGGGAAUUAUUUAGAUAUUUUAGGUUUGACCAACCAUGUGCUCAAAAGAUUUAUAAUAAUUUUUCACCACUCAGUGUUUUUAAGAUAAUUUUUUUUUUUUUUUUAAAGUACACCCCAUUUAAUUUUUCACGUCAUGCCCUUGGCAGAUUAACUUGUCAGUUUGAGUGUGGUGAAGUAUAAUGCUUCUCAUAGUAACAGUAUUUUUGACGUCACACUAAAAUUAACAAUCUCUUCAUUUUCCCAUGUUAUGUGGUUUUGUUUUGUCUGAGAAUUUUAUUCUAAAACAGGGGUGAUGAACUGUCCAACAUCCCACUUAGGAUUCAGCUCCCAUAAUUAUCACAGCUCAAACCUAUAGAAGACCUAGAGGAUUAUGGGUAUUGUUGUAAAUCGACAUCCAAGUUCUGAAAUGUUCUGAUCAGGAGAAUGCCUUUGUUCCAUUAAGUUAUCUUCCCUUCACGUUAACCCUUUCCGCAUGAUAGGAGUAAGAAAUUAUCCGACAUACUCAGCGUAUAAUAAUCGCAUACUUUGACUGGCAAUCUGUACUGGGGAAAUAUGGAAAACUGAUACCCCUCUUUCUUACGGUCCAUCAGUGUUUUUGAAACUAAAUAUGCUGUCCCCCCUGCUCUGCUGGUGUAUGUGUCUUUUGACUCAUAUUUUCCCCAUUUGACAGUGUAUAUGUGGAAACUAACACAUGCUAAAAGUAUUCUUACUGGUUAAGUAUUUUGAUAAUUUGUCAGCUUCUUAUUGUAGUGGUUAUGGUGCAAUGAGUUCAUGGGCACCUUUACUAGUUUUUCCCUGACAGAGCUCCCAUACUAUCAUUCACCUCCAAAGUUGAUUCACCUAACCAAUUGCAUUUUGUAUUAAAAGUGCAGUUGCAGAGCGGGUGGUGUGUGGAUGCCAGGGGAGCCACGGCUUAUUUUGAACUGCCCCAAAAUAUGUAUAAAUAGCACUCAUAGACUAGUCGCACCAUAACCACUACAAUGAGGUGUGUUUAAAGUGUCCCUUUAAAACUAUAGGUAUAGCAUAAGAGUAGACAUCUACCUAGCUUUCUUAACUUAUCAAGCUUUAGAGCAGAUCAACAACAUCUGGUGAUCUACAUUUAGCCCACCCCUGCACUAAAGUAUUAAGCUAUUGUUUUGUGAAGGUGGAACAGCAUGUUUAACCCAUUCUAUAUCAGUGGGGUGCCACCCUUAGUAUUGCCACUUUAUUUGAGCCCAGACACAAAGUCCUCAUUUUAAGUAUAGAAGAGAAGCGUUUUGUUUAUUAUUGUUAUACAGCUGUCUUUUUGUUUUUACUGUUAUGUGAUGUUAGGAGACAGGUAAAGUCGAGAUUUCCUAAUGGACUCCCAGGUCACCGUGUUUGGUAUACUCACUAUAUCUUUUGAAAAAAGUACAUUUUAACAGGGGUAGAAAAAAUGUUGUCCUACAAAUGUUGAGGAACUUCAUCUCCCAUGAUGCUUUGAUAAAGAAUUCCAUACACCAUGGGAGUCCUAUAGGCUUAUUUACUAAAGUAAGAGUUCAAAGUGAAUUUCAAAUUUAUGGUUAAAAUUGCAAAACUAGUUCUCCAAUCUGGCUAUGCUCUCAGUCCAGCUAAUCUGGCAUUACAUUUGAAAUUAUCUUUGAAUUCAUACUUUAGUAAAUAUCCUCGAUACUUUCUCAACUUCUAGAAGACUGCCUGUUGGCUGUUCCAAUCCCAGAACCUGCCACUCCAGCAAUCCAAUUGUUAAUCUCAUAAAUUCUUCAGGGAACUUUACCAGUAAGUCCAUGUAAUAUGUCUACAGCAAUGCCAUGAGAGGAGCAUUAAUAUGUAACCAGUACAGAAUCAAACAGUUAUUUUUUUUUUUUUUAUAAAUUAAAGAAACAAUAUUAUUAUUAACCAGAUAACCAUUAAAUCCUUGGAGAUCUUGUCUUGGCUUGGAAUGUACUACCCAUUUUGCAUUAGUUAGACUUUUGACAAUUUGGUAAACGUAUAAAACAUUCCAUGUCAGAGAAUGAUCUCUAAAGACCACAUUAUGCCGAUGGCAUGGGUUUCCAGUGGCUGUUAUAAUAUAAACGGUUAAUAUGCGCCAUAUUAAAGAUAAAGUUUGUCCCCUACAACAUUCAUGGGGAUUUAACAGUUUUAAGAUUGGCAAAGCCUUAAUGAAAUUUGGAACUCUAGAGCGUGUGGAGAGCUGGGACACUUUGUGGCCAGUCCUCGUUUAGAGAUAUUUGUACUUUGUUACGGACAGUUACAAUCCUGCUAGAAUUUUAGGAUUAACCCAUGCACCUAACAUGAAACAAGUCCUUCUUUUUACCUACUGCACGAUGGUUCAUGUUCACGUCUGUCUCUCCUCUCUAUCCUGCAGUAGGACUUCCAUUGGCCGAAAUUAGUCACACAUAGUGAUGUCCCGAACGGUUCGCCGCGGACAGCGAACAUAUGCGGUAAACUUUGACCCUGUACCUCACAGUCAGCAGACACGUUCCAGCCAAUCAGCAGCAGACCCUUCCUCCCAGACCCUCCCACCUCCUGGACAGCAUCCAUUUUACAUUCAUUGUGAAGCUGC